Messenger RNA from Porites lobata, 58747 nucleotides. The record is from the annotation of a GenBank genome assembly. NCBI's taxonomy places the organism in Eukaryota, Metazoa, Cnidaria, Anthozoa, Scleractinia, Poritidae.
UUGUUUUCACAGGAAAUUUAUCACAACACAAUCCAAUUUUACCAGCUUCGUGGCACCAGGUGCUAGUAUUUCCUUUUUAGAUUUGUAGAUUGCAGAUUUACUUCACGUUUAACGUUGUUAGAGGUUUCUUCAGAUCGCUCUGGUAACUUGCAGCUGUAUAUCUUGGCGGGAUCUUAGGGGAUCUGUCAACUUGAGUCAUCGUGAAGCAUUGCUUGUGCGGUGAGUAUGAUUUUAUUGUUUUUAUCUGGCGGUUCUAGGUCUAUCUAGUUUGCCCAUAUAUAAAUCAAACUCGAUAACUUUAGGAAGGUUUGAGAUUUGUUACACGAUGUAGGACGUGUCGUUGCCUUAUUCUUCGCAACGAAGAUAAUCUCACACGUACUCAGCUGUUUGCAGCACCUUGGGUAAGUUCGGCAGUGUUUAAGCUUAUAUACGGCUGGUUACAGUGUGGUUACUGUCAUAAUUUAAGACUCUUUUACUCAAGGUUCAACCAUGUUUAAAAUGGGAACCUCUCUAAUGAUGCCCACAUUCUGGGUUAUCCAUAUGUGUUCCUUAACGUAAAUUUUUUGGUCUUUCCGUACAAUUAGAAGAAAGGAGAGUCCAUAUGUCGACAAAGUAAGCUUACAUGCAUGUAAAAACUUUGCUCGAUCGAGGAUAAGGUGCCCGCUACACUCUAGACGCCAGAGAAGUAAGCAAUUAUUUGCGCUUCUUUCAGUAUGUGAAACAGAAUAUUGCUUUAAUUUUUUAGCGAUAAUAUGGUGAACAGCCUUGUCAAUAAAGUGAAUCUAUCAUGAACUUGAUCAUGAGAGAGGCUCAAAACAGUUUUCAUUAAAAUCAUUUUAAUCUGCAAAAUCACUGGCAACGGGGUAAACAAUAUUUGAUUCAGUUUGAGUUUUCGGGUGAUCCUAAGUGUUGUUAAUAGCUUUUCUAGUGCUCUAUUUACAAGAGACGUAUUUAUAGUAGGUUCAUUUGAAUUUCAAAAUGUUUUUUAAUUAUAAUAAUAUCACUUAAAUUGGAAAAGUCCAAUAUAAAACAUACGUGGCUGGACGAUUUUUUAUGCCUUUUAAAAAAGUAGGGGAUUUUCCAAAAAUUGCUUGAGUUUAUUUUUUUUUCUGCAGCUGGGCUUCGAUAUACUUUUUUAAAUUCUUGAUUUCAUCAGUUCACAUGUAGCAUUAAAUUGGACAAGUACACUGGCCAUACUUUUGCUUUUCUAUGGAUAAGAUAAAUGCAUUAAAUACAAACUUAAUUCAUGAGCAGUGUUAAUUUUCAUGUGUUUCUUCAAGUUUCUAUUUAUACAUAAAAAUAUAUAUCCAGGGAUGUCCUUAAGAGCCAGCUACCAGCUAAUUUUGCCUGCUGCAAAAAACCUUACCACCAGUUCAACUGGUAAUUUUGAAGGUGCAAUUGAGAGAAAAAACCAGCUUGACUGAUAAAAAAGCCUGCAUAGCUUUUCCAUAGCUACAUCCUGAUAAAAAUAUACAUGUACAGUAUACCUAUCUGAUUAAUAUUAUACAUAUCAAGUCUGUGGCCCUUUUACAGUCUUAACUUUUCUGACUGUAUGAUGCUCUCUGUAUUUUAGUCAUGUUUUAAUGCUGGUUUCGCCUUUAAGGUAUACCUUACUGCUGAGUUCCCCUUAACUUAGUGGGGUGGGCCAUAUGUAUGUCCCUAGUCUGAAUUUCAAAUACAGUCAUUUCAUGUUUUGAGGAGUAGGUCAUGUCCCUUUCACUUUCAAGCAAUCUUUAUGUCAUUUGUUGUGUCAUCAUUUGGCCAUGUAAGGGCCUCACUACUACCUGAGAAACAUUGUUAACUUCAAAGGAGAAUUUAUGUUGCUACUGAUCAUGCGAUAUUGUAGACAAGAGGUAUAUAUCCGUGGAGUACUAAUUUGGGAGCUGCAAUGUUAUUAUUCAAUAUAAAGUACACAGUGGAAAAUUCCUGCCAUACAUUCAGUCAUACUCAUGCCAGCAAUAAUUUUUACUCAGCAAUCUCAGUUUUUAGACUGCUUAUUUAACAAGGUAGCCUUUGGCAGGUUCUACAGUUAUUAGUUGAUUUAGUUCUGAUACCAAGAAAGGAUGUAUUGUAACGUCAGCUGUCAACAGACACCAAAGCCCUUCUUCAGUCCUUUUUUGUUUUGCUAAUAUGGGCACCUUUUUACAUUUAACAAACUUUAAGGAAACUUUUAAUCAGUCAAGUGGCACUUGAAAAGAGCAUUGCCCUGUUAAAAGGUAUGAAAACCAAUAUCACCUGGGAAGUUGUUGACAUUCAACUGUUACCUUAGACCACGACAGGUUUCCAUAUUGUGGUUUUAUGUAACUGGUUUUACAUGUUUUUAAAGUGUAAUUUCUUUUAUUUCAAACUCAUACCCAAAGACAAAGAAAAGAAAAAUUUAAAGCAGGUGUCAGUGAAAAACAACUUCUACAUGAAGAAAGGUUAUUCAGUGACUUAGAGUAAUUCAAGUUUUCAAAGAAAAAUAAAAAAGUGUUACACUUAUACAGAGGGUUUAGUGCAAAGGCUAGUUUCCUACUCACCCAUAAGCUAAAGUAAUUCAGUGUGGCCCUCUGAGUACUGCUUAACCACAGCCCUGGUACCUUGCCAAAGUUCUUAUUUAAAUCCUGGCAACUGACCUUAAACCAUUGCCUUUGCAAAAGUCAGUCAAAAGUGAGUCAGUCAAGUACUUUAUAGGAAACUAGCCUUUGCACUAUGCACUAAACUCUCUAUGUAAGUGUAACACUUUUUUAUUUUUCUUUGAAAACUUGGAUUACUCAAGUCACUGAAUAACUGACUUUUGUCAUUGUUAUUCCUUUGCUAUAUGGUAAUUUGAAACAAUAAUUGAAAAACCCAUGUGUCAGGGGUAAAAACGAUGGUGGAGUUUACAUCUUUAUAAAGAAUAAUCUAUUGAUGAUUGUUCAAAAGGUAGAAAACCCCAUCCGUCAGACAAAAUUCUGUGACAUUUAUACUGAAACAUAGUUGGUUUUGCUCAUACUAUAGUGUACUACAGUGGUUUGAUCAUCUCAAUGAGACAACUAAAGCAGUCUGUUCCUUAUUUGCACUCACUAGACCUUACAUGGAUCAGGUGACCAUGUACAUGUAAGGAUCGGGGUCAUAAAACAACGUCCUAAGUGAUUAUUACCCAGAGUAAAGUCUAAGUGACUUCUGAUAAAAUGCUGUAUUCUCAUUUCAAUUACCUUGAUCAGGAGUCAGUUAAGGCCUUAUUCCACAUGCCCCUUUAUUGUUAAGAAUACUUUUCUUUCAAUAGGUAGACAUAUUCUUUCUCUCUAUGUAAAAAGUAGUCAAAGACACGUAGGCAACAUUACUCGUAAACAACCGAUUAUAUAUUUCUACAAUACCAUGAGUCAAGGAAAUAAAGGGAGAUGUAAAGAAUCAACCAUAAGAGGACACAGAAAAAUCUGAGCCCCAGAUGGGAUUCGAACCCACAACCCUCCGUGUUCUAGAUCGGAUGCUCUAAUACCAUGAGUAGUUCUUGUAUUGCUUUUUGUUGAUUUGACUUAAUAUGCAAUAUAUUACUGGGGACUUUUAGAUGCAACAUAGAGUAAUUAAGUAUAGUAGGAUGUCUUACAUUUUUAAGUUACUAAGUUAAUGGUAUAUACUGUCACAUUGCAAUAAUUUUUUGUACAUAAAAGUUUUAUUUAAACCAUUUGUGCAUUGGCCAGCUAAACCUCUUUAAUGCUGGACUCUGCACUUAAAGUCAUUCUCUAUUUUUUUUUUUUCAGAAAUAUGGACAUGUGAUGCCCAGAGAAGAUGAAGGGGAGGAAGCCCAGUUUUGAUUUUAUUUUAAUGAUACUUAGGUAAAGUAAUUUUUGGUAAUUUUUUAAAGUUUUAGUUAAUCCACAGGGCAAGAAGUUCUGCAUAGCAUAAUAAUAAAUCAUUAUAAUUUAUUGGUUGUCCAAUCUCCAGCUAAAUAAGUGAAUACUAAAAGUAGUCUUUCUUAAGCUAACAUGAGCAUCAAUAAACUUAUUUCCAGGAUCCACUUGUCUCCUAAAUAAUUAUCUUAAAAUGGUUGCCAAUUCCAAAGAGUGAGUUGCCAGGAAUUUCUUUUAUAAAGUAAACUAUGUUGACACCACGAGAGACCAUAUACAAUGGAUAUACUUGAAAUCCAAGAUGGCGGCCAGUAGCAGAUUUUCCUCACAAAAUAACUGGAAACAUGCUGAUUUUCUGUAACAAGCAAAGAUGCCCACAGAUUGAUUUUUUGCACGAUUUCAAAUUUAUAAGUUUUCGUGAAAAAAAUUAUUGUAGUCAUCAAAUUGUCUGUUUAUUGUCAGAAUUUUAUGCCCCCGCUUUCACUGAUCAACUAACAAAAUGAAGAUUUAAGCAGUACUAAAACUGCUGGAAACUGUUUUAAGUUGCCUUUAUUUACUGCCGAGCACUGUAAUCAUUAUGGAGGAAAUUUGAAAUGUUAAAUAUUGACAAAUAUAAAAUGUGAGGUCACAGGCAAUUGCAGUAGAUGAUGAUCUCUGUGAGCUGCUACUUGAAGCAGUACCAACGAAUUAAGACGAAAACACUUUUAUUGUUCCUCAAUAUGAACGAUACCAUAUGGACCAUACUUUACCACAGGAGGCAACACCCACUUCUUACACCAAAACUCGAGUGAAAACAAAGUUAUUGUACUUUGUCCAUGAUGUAGGAUUAAAGGGCCAUGUGUUGUCUUUUUUCAUUUUUAUAGUGUACCAGGCUAGACAUAUAAAGCUAUGCCUGCCCUGACGACCAAUUCAGUCACGCUUGAUGAGAUUCUUGAGGUGCGUGCAGGUCCUUUAAAAGAAGAGGAGCUUUGGGCAAUACUCAGUCAUUCAAGUGAAGCUCUGCAAGAUGUGCUUAUUAAAGGUAUAGCAGUUAAAUGAAGCGUUUUCUGAGGGCUUAUACAUCAACUGUAGGAAGGGGGUUUCUCAUCUUUACAUUAGACAGCUUAAUGUUUGAGACAACUGAAACUGUUCAAAAGUACAUUGCUUCCUCUUAUUUUUAAUGUGUCCUGCCUAUCCCCCAUUACACCUGGUAGGAUGUCUGACUCACCCUAAAUGCCAGAUGUGUGACAUGUCCUCUAGGCUGCAUAAAACAGCCAAUUAUUUGGAGGAAGGUGAUUGAUAAAAUUGACUAAGUACAGUGAAAGCCAUUAGGAUGUGUGGGAUGGCUUUAUUUUCAUGAAAAAUGUAGCCUUUGUUGAACUUGAAGGCAGUCUUACUCGGUUACUCAAUUUAUGUACGUGAAACAGAAACUGUAUAAGAUUGCAGAAAAUUAUAGCCAUCUCUGUGUUCCUGUAUGCCUGGAAACUUGCAGUUUCCCAUUUUUCCUGUGUAAUCAUCAUUGAAUUAGAAGCGUGUAUGUGCUCUCAUGGUUCAGUUUUGUGCAUGCUUCAAUUUUUUCCUUUGUUUUGGGUAUGAUAAUAUAUGAUGAGGACUUUCAAACAAACUUUAAGGGCUUACAAAAAUUAAUGAACCACACCAUAAAAUGUACAAUAUUAUUGUCAAAACUGCAGUGUUUUGCAGAUGUAGAUUGAGUUUUACCCUUUGAAAAUUUAUAUUAGGUAAAGCAAGAAAAAAAGGCCUGCUCACCUACACAAUUACACCAGAAAGUCUACUCCUCUGCCAUAAUGGGAAGGUCAAAUUCUCACUGCAUACAGGUAAUUCAGCAGUUUAAUGAUUAUUAUAUUGAUACAGCUGAUCCUUCUGUCCUGCAUGGGUGUUGAACAGUGAUGACUUGUUCUCCCACUUAUGCUGAUGAGAGUUAUAUGAUGUAAUAUUUUAUUCACCUCUCAUGUCUGAGUUCAAUGCCCAUCACCAGAAAUUUUACUCCAUAUGUGCUGUAUGAUACUGGGCUAGUACAGUACAGUCAACUCUCUCUUAACGGACACCUCUAUAAGAGGGACACCUCUAUAAAACCGACACCUAGAGUUGGUCCCUGCCUUUCUUUGCUCCCUCUAUUUGACUUUCUAUAAGACGGACAUCUCUCUAAGACGGACGGCUAGUGCCGGUCCCAAAGGUGUCCGUCUUAGAGAGAGUUGACUGUACAUGUACUGUCCAGGGUUCUUUUCAAGAAAUUCUGGAUCAUUACAUGUUUCGGGGAAACUACCCACCUACUUCUCCCCUAAUAUAUAAGCCAACAUUAACACUGACAUUGUACUUCUCACUUAGGGCAAAAUGUUGGCUUAGGGGACGGGUAGGUGAGCAGUUUCCCAGAAACAGUACAUGUAUAAUGAUCCGAAAUUCUCUUUUUCAAGUUCAUGAAGGUUUUAUGUUAUAACUGCAUUGUCAUAUAUAUGUGCAUGCAACAGUGUAUUGCAAGUUAUUGAAUGGUGUCUGUAUGCAUGUUAAACUGCCAAUGACAGAAGUUAAUAAAUGCAGUGUGGGCUAGAAAUGUUAAUUCAAUUUUAUUAAUGCUGAGUUUUGCUAACAGCAAAUGCAUUGGGCAACGGCAUGCAAAUAUUGAAAAUUUGAAUUACUAACUGCUUAGAUUAUGAAUUAGCUGUGAUAUAAUUUCAAAUGCUUCAACCUGAAAUUAUGACUUCAAGACAAAAGUCAUAAAAAUUGUAAAAAUCUAAAGCUUUACACCGUGAACCCUGCUUGCAAAUUCCUUAGUUCCAGCUAAAGCUCGCAAAUUGUCUGGUAAAGCGAUCCAGUGUUUUGCAGCAUAAUAGCUAAAAGAAUUUAUACCGCGUUUGGUGCUAUUCUUAAAUCAAUCAAUUUUUUAUUAGCAUGAUUUUAGAACCCAACUAUAUAUGGUGUCAUACCCUUAUCAAUCACGGAACCAGUUUAGAACAUGUGGAAAAUUAUGCAGCAUUUGCUAAUUUACUUUUCAUGCCCUAAAAUUUGUAUUCAAGUUUCAUCAAGAAAUCGCUCCUUCACUGCUCCAGAAAUGUACUCCAAACACAGUAAACCUCUUGGAAGUGAGGCAACCCUUGAAAAGGUAUUUAAUAACCCUUAAGCGUGGUUUUCACUAGUGACACAAGCAUAAUGUAAGUGUUGCGUGACAACAAGCACAACAACGACAACAAAAAAUGCACGAGAAACAGAAAAAAUUAAUUUGGGGCUUUUUCUUACAGCUGUAUGUGGACAAACAGAUUUAUUGUGUGCUUUUCUCAGGCUUGUGCUUUUGUCACUAGUGAAAAUGUCCUGAAAAAAAGUGGUAUACAGCUAUUUCGAGAAAGGUUGUCGGAAAAAGUGCACGUGACAGUCCCGAAAGGUAUUGUGGGUGGUUUUGGGUGCCUUGUUCUUCAAAGAAAUUUGAAAAAAUGGCAUUGGAGGCCACGGACAUAUGUUUGCGAGUGCUCAAGGAAAGCAACAAAAGUAUGUUUGACAGCUGCAGUCGUCAGGAACCAUUUAUUGAUCAUAUCCCAUAUUUUCUUUGGGGAUUGUCGCGUGCACAUUUUUUCCGACAACCUUUCUCGAAAUAGCUGUAUGCAUAUAAAGAAAACAGUAGGUAACCGAAAGAAUGUCAUAAUGAAAAAAUGCGAUUUUAUGCGAGCAUUGCAUUCAUUAGUCAGUUUGACUGUAGGAGAUUACAUCAUGUGUCAUUUGCUCACUAAUAUUUUGCUGGAAGAUGACACUGUAAGUAAGUAACAGAAAAAUAUUUUUAAAUUUUCACCACAAAAGUGGUCGCACUAGAUACUUUAGGGACAUUUCAACUGCAGUGCUCUGACUGGAAAAAUUAUGGCGUAUUGAAGAGUUAGAGGUAUUGGAAGUGUGAUUAUUUUUUUUACAUACUGAGCAAUCAUUGAACUAAAAUGAAAUUUUAGCUUUUUCAAUAAAUUUGAGAGCUUGGUCCUGUAAGGAGUAUGUACAGCUGUAGUAGUUAAACUAUUGGAGUCAAGAAUGUGUUGUUGUUUUGCAAUUUUUGUAACUGUUCCUGCCCCAAAUAUUAGAGACCUUAAGAUACACCGUUUCCGUGUACGGGUACGGGUAAAUUAGCCGUUCAUGUAGCCAUUAAUACGGGAAGAUUGCUUCUUAAUUACCUGGGAGAAACGGGUAGGCUACUCUAUAAAAUGGUUUCGCCAUUAUCACAUCUGGGAAAAAAUGGUUGCUUUUUACAAAACUACGACCUAAACAUGUUUGCUUACCCAUACUCGUAGGUUGAAAUGGUGUAUCUUAAGGUCACUAUUGAAGGUUACCAAAAGUCAAGGCAAAGUUUUGUUUGUUAUGCUAUGUCUUUGCAUGAUUGUCAAGUGAACAAUAUCUCACAGCUUAUACUUUUUGUACUUUGUAUCUCCAGAUAUGCAUUUACUCACUUGGUAUGACAUUAUAUCACGCAGCAGAGUAUGAAAUUCCUGUUGGAAAGGUAAUUUACAAUAAUAUUAUUUGAAUACCCCUUCUUUAAUUUGCUUCAAAGAAUUUAUACCAAGAGAAGAACCCUUUAUUUUAGAGACCGUGUUACUAUUAUAUAGCAACUCUAGGAUUUCAUGGUAAUGAGCAUUUCCAGUACCAUGUCAUUACUGUGGUCUUAAAAUAACAGAACCGAAAAAUAGUUUCCCAGUGACAUUUUCAGCCUCAGGGAUCAAUUUACCAAAAUGUACUGUUUUUCCACUCUUAUUCUUACAAAUGUAACUACUUACUAGUAGAGCAAUUCUUUAGUUAUGGCUUGGCUUAUGAAACUAUAAGGUUGUUUAGCAUCUAUCAGUUUUCCAUUGUUCACCGUCUUGAAUCAUUUCCAAAGUGCAUUGAAUGUUACUGGCCGGUUUAUGGCUUCCAGUGCCAAGAAAACAUUUAGGAGGUGGGCUCCCAUGAAUUUUCAGGGAACCAAAAAAUUGUUACAGAUGGUCUCUCAGGAUCUCUGGGCAUGGAACUGAAAAAUCGUCUUCCAUGGGGUUUGAAAACCUAGGGCUUGUAUUUGUACAAGUAAUUGUACUUUUGGUGGGCUUUUGGCAUGAAAUUUUUUGCUUUAGGCCUCAGAUUAGCUCCUUGUGAGCAUUGAGAAAAUGUUUAAUUUGAAAGCCUUGAGGAACUUUUCCUCCAGAAGCCCUGUCACUAUUGUUCGGUCAGAGUGAAAAAUAAAAUGUUACAGGUCAAAAUUAAAUUCAAGUUAAAAUUUUUUAACCUAGGUUGAUUCUCAAUUUUCUUUGUCUCCUAGCCCUAAUUAUUCAUGAAUUAGGUCUAGGAGACAAAUGAAAUUGAGAAUCAGCCUAGGUUCAAAAAUGUAACCUGAAAAUAAUUUUGACUUGUAACAUAUAUAUUAUUAUUAAUGAUUUAAUGCAAACAGAAUUUUACCCAAAGUUACAUGUACAAAAAAAACAAAAAAAAAAAUAUUGUGGCAUUCUAAAAGUAACUUAAAUUGGACAGCAUAGAUUCUGCUGCAAUCUUUGUUAGGUUUUAAUAAUUAAAACUAAUUGCACUGUCAUAAACUACCUGCCAAGGUCCAUCACAUCCAUGACAACAGACUAAAACUUCCUUAGGUUGAUGACAAAAGAGUUCCUUUAUUUGCUUUUAAAUUAGUGCUGUUCAUGUUAAAUCAAUAUUGAAAUACAUUCAUUUACCAUAUGUAGGUAAGAAUGGAAAGGUUGGCAUGAGACUCCAUCCAGUUUUUUCUUUUCAAAUGCUUAGUUUCUUUCAUAUUUUGUUUUAGCGGUUUUUUUGACGGCCUGGCUUUAAAGAUUUUAUUCCCUGCCAGAUUUCUACUAUCAAAUAUCACAUACUUGCCUUCAGCUUUAACUUCCGGCAUUUUUUUGUCUCCACAGCCAGUAAAUUUGAGUGAAAGUUUGGAGGGUGUCUUGCUGUCAAUGUGUGAGGAAAGCUCACAGCUGAGGGCUCCCCUUUUAAAGGUUCUUGAGGUAUGUUUGAUAUAUGAAUAGUUAGAUAUUUUUUAGGGACAUGCUGUAUUUCCAUUGUUAUAGUGGUUUAACAGAGUACAUAUACCUUGUAGUACUGUGGUGCCCCAGGCACUAAUCAUUCAAGUUUUCACAGUAAAAGAGUGUUUUCGUGCAUGCUGGUUGGUUAAGAGCUACACCCUGGAAAUGUCAUGGAAACACGUGAAAAUGUCGUGAUGAUGGUUCAGUUUUGGGUCUAAUUUUGUAAAAAAACUUUUUCAAAAAUGGGCUUCAAAAACUGUCAAUGUUAUUGUAAAAACAAAUCAACAACAAUUAAUUUUCCAGUGGUCUAAACUGUAUGCUCUUAUCAACCCUAGAAUUAAUGAUGUAAAAAUGUUAAAAAAAAAUUUUGCAUUAACACUACUCACCUGCAGUGCAUGGUUCCACUUGAGAUUUGAACAUUAUGACGUCUUUUCUGUAGUCAACAAGAGAAUAUACUGUGGAAAAUUGUUUUUGAUUUGUUAUAUUUAUGGUGUGUGCAUCGUUUAAUUAAAUUCAGCUGUUGUGUGUGUACUCUGUAGGUUUGUCAUGCACACCGCAAAAGACGGCGCUUUGGUGAUCUUAUUGCUUCCAUGGUGACUGCUGUAUUAGGGGAUGAUGUUCCAGAUGUAAGUCAAUAUCACUGUUACUUAAGACAUAAUAUUUGUUAGAAUUUUUUGCUGUAACAUGUCCCAAUGACGCUACUUUUUUAUUUUACUCAGAAUGAUUCAGAUGAUCACAGUUUAGAUGAAGAAACAGUACAAAUCAGUCACUCUGAGUUCAUGAAUGGAGCUGAGGUAUGAUUUAUGUUCACUCAGUAAUGUUCAAUUGGGGCAGCAAGGGUGGCACAGUGGUGAGAGCACUCGCCUCUCACCAGUGUGGCCCGGGUUCAAAUCCUGUCGUCAAAGCCAUUGCCUUUGCUCCGAGAGAUUUUUCUCCUGCUACUCCUGUUUUCCCUUGUCCUUAAAAGCCAACACUUUCAAAUUCCAAUUCGAUAUUGAAUGCAUGGACAAGUUUCAGUGAGUUCAUAAGAACUCCCAAGUGCUCCAUGGGUAAACAAAGCACAAUUACUAAAGAAUUACAGUUACAAUAAUUAUUAAUAUUUUAAUUUUGGUUGUGAAAAUAUGCAAGUUUCGUAUUCCUGGGCGGCCUGGGCGAGUAUUUGUUUUCGUGCAAAAGCAAGGCUAAUGCAGGUCACUUCUUACCAAGAAGUACCAAGAAGAUAAACAAACAGGUGAAAACUGCAGCUGAGUUGACGGAAAACAAGGGAAAUCUUAAACAUUGAAAUGUUGAAGAGGGUUUAAAUCUAACUUACAAGCUUGAAAAAAUCACAGAUCUAAACCUGUUUAAAUUUGCGUUCAAUCUCAUUCAAAACUGGCAAAUGGAUGCUUUACAAAUUCAUUUGAUGGUGCUUAUUUUUAGUUAGCAGUUAUGGUAGAAGGAGAUGAAAGUAGCUAGCUGAGGGUGGCUAACUAGUCGGCAGUUUUGGCCGGCUACCGGCCCUUAUUGACAGCCCUGUACCUUCUAUUUUAGUGGACAUACUUGUCGAAAUCCUGCAAGUUAAACGGAAACCUUUUUUCGGUUGACAUUUUUCUAACGAUACAAAUUCAGAAUCUUGAAUUUGUACAUUUGAAACAAUAAAAAACUGCACAAGUACGAUUGGUGGAUAAAUGUCUAUUCUUGUAGGACAGGGCAGACAGCCUGCGUACAUUCCUUUCUCUGUAAGGAAGUUCAGUCGGUUUGAACAGAGAUGACUUAAAAUGAAUAAGUUUAUUAAUACAUUUAGCUUACUUUAUUUAUCAAAAAUAUUCAGUCACAUGUAGAAAAACAACAUACGCUCAUUUCAUUUAACAAGAAAUUAAACGCAGAAUUUUAUACCGACAAUACACUGAGCAGUUUAAACUCCAUUUAAGAGAUAUACACAAGAGUAAAACAGAAAAACAAGAAGUUUGAAAAUUCAAGGGAAUGGGUAGAAUAUUGUUAUUUUAACAAACUUUACCAUUUUCAAACUUCAAAAGUUUACUUCUUGGUUUCGCUUUGUCGUUUUUUUUUUCAUUUCUCUGUUAUUAUGACCAGCUCUACCACCAGUUUUGUUCAUUGAAAACAUAUCCUUUUAGCUUACUGGUAAAGUUUAAGGUUUGAAAUCUUACUGUUUUAAUGCUUUAUAUAUUUUUUCAUUGACUCAGCCGCAAUUUACCUAUGUUUGUUUUUGUUUUGACCAAGAAGUUGACCUGCAUUAGCCUCGCAGUCAUGCUAAGAAGUCUGUCAUGUCCCAGGGCUGUCCAGGAAUAUGAAACUUGCCUAUUUUACACAGUCAGAUUGAAAAGAAAAAGAAAAAUGCACUUUUAUUUGGGUAUCAAAAUUUGUUUAGUGCACAUGUACUAAUAGGGGAAACUGCUGUCAAUUCAGGGUGCAAAGAAAGUCAGUUUCACAGCCUGCCAUUCGCAUGUACUAGCCAACAAGUCAUUUCAACUAGCCCCAAAACCCUUUUUGAUUAGCAGGAUUGAUUACCAUCCUUCUGUAAUUUGAAUUUCCCAAAAACACAGCACUUGCCCAUCGGGCAAGUUAAGGACAAAAAUCACUAGCCCGAUAGCAAAAUCCACCAGCCCCGGGCUAUCGGACACGACUUUCUUUGCACGCUGCAAUUUUUAUGUCUCGUACUGGAGAUGAGACAACCAUUUUCUGGGUCAUCUGAGCCAUGCAAAGGUGUAACCGAUUGCAUGGCAAAGGCAAUACCUUGACAUCUCUCAGUUAUUUUAAGACCUUGAGUGUUAGUCUGGCCCCGGGUAUCUAGUUCGCGACACCAUUCUCUGCAGUUGAGCUAAUCCAGCCACGAUUGAUUAAUGAUUAAUUGUGUUAAUGUUCUCUGUUCAGGUUUCCCUAAUACCAAGUCCUGAUUUGGCCAGUCCUCGCAGUUUACCAUCCCCUCCACCAUCAAGAAUCAGCACCAAGGCUCAACCAACAUCACAAGAAUUAGUCGGCUCCAAUGAUCGUCGCUCAGGAUCAGCAAAUGAGUUGGACCUGUCACCUCGCCAAAGCAAACAAAUCCCUCACAUCCUAGGUAAUAAGCUCAUUAUUAUUGUAAAGGGAUGCUAUAAUUAUGCAACAUAUGUUAAUUGCAACACCUCGCAAAGCUGUGAUGAGGGGAUGCAAAAUGAAUAAAUUGAAACAAGACAAAACGUAAAAUACCGUAAAAUUCUGAAAAUAAGCCCCUCCAAAUAUAAGCCCCCUAAACUCAUAACACAGUGCAGCUAGAUGCAAUGUCAAAUUGAAUGACAUUAAUUGGAGCUUAGUAGCUAGAUCAUUGGUAGGCAACUCUAAAUACCAUUUGGAGAUUUGUUGUUUAUUGGUUUUUCACAGUGAAAAUAGAUCAGUUAAUAGACCCUAGUUCUUAACCAAUCAAUGUUUGGGAAAUGACUCAUUGUAAAAAAAGGAUUUUAAAAGCCUUGUUGCUUCUUACAUGUAUCUAAAACCCAGUUUUGUUUGUAUUUAUUACCAGAUAAGUACAAGGACCGUCUGGAUCGUUCAAGGAGAGACAGAAAUCAGUCAAGUUUGCCAUCAAACUCAUCAGAUGGAUUGAUAUCUAUUCAUCAGUCAAAGACAAGCCCUCAUAACCAAUCAGAGUCUAGCGAGCCAAUUAGAAAUGGUACAGGUGAGCACAGAAGACCAAGGAGUUCAGCUGCAUUCCAGAAUGGAACAUCAAAGGAUCCUUUGCCACUCUCAGGUACAAGCAGCAUGGGUAGAUAUAGACAAAGCUCUCUUCAGGAUCACACACCUGAGGCCGGGUACUUUGAAGGUCCAGCUGAAGGACUUGCUUCUGAGAGACAUCCAAGACCUGACUUGGUUUCCUCCUCAAGUAAGUUGAAAAGAAACGCAAAACAAAACAAAAAAACAGUUUACUGUACCUUGCAGAAGCUUUUUUGAAGUAGAAUGUGAAAAGCACUUUUUUCUUUAAUACAGUGGAACCCUGCCUUACGACCACCCUAUUUUUAUUUUAUAAGACCACCUCGUUAUUACGGCCAUAUUCUUUCAAACCAAACGUAAAAACCAUUGAGUCAUUUUAUUAUUUUGAGGACCCCAUUAAUACGACCACCUCGUUAUUACGACCAGGAUUUUAUGGCCCGACGGUGGUCACAUUAACGGGGUUCCACUGUAUGUGACUAUGCUUGAAUGCAGGAUAUGAAGCUUUGAGGCUGAGGUCAAAAUAGGGGGUACCCUUAGCUUACCACUGUGUUGUCAUUCAAUAUACUGUCUCUCAAAUUUCAGGGGUUUCCACCCUGCGUCGUUAUGACAGUGAUGCUUCGAUAACAGACUCUUCCUCAAUGGUAUCUGGCCCUCGGUCAUCCGUGCUGUCCGAUGGGCGUUCUUCCAUGGUGUCAAUCACACAAGGUAGCUAUGUUCCUGAUUCAUACUUGACAGAUGGUUAUGAGAGUGAACCAUAUCUAACAAGUAUAGGAAGUUCAGCAUCUAGAGCAGCCUUCAGAUUGGGAAAAGAUUCUCCAAAAUCCAGGUGAGAGAAAAGCACUUUCCCUUAAGACACAAACUGCCUGGCUUGCUUCCUGUGUCAGAACCUAGUCCAGCUUUUGCCUCAAAGUUAUGCAUUUCUCUGAAAGGGUUUAUGUAACAAGGGAACAAAUUGUUACUGUUCCCAGUUAUCCAUAUAUAUAUACCAGGAAUUAUUAGCAAAAUGGCGUACUUUUGCUUUGUAACUCCAAAUAUUGUACCUUUAGCCUCAGUAUGUUUGGAUUGUUUACAGUCACAUUCCACAGGUUAGAGCAUGGGCCCGGGUUGUUCAAAUGUUGGAUAGCACUAUCCGCUGGAUAAAUCACCAUCCAGUGGGUAAGUAUUUGGGAAACCAGGAAACCAAUGAUUAUGCUCUCUAGGGUUACAAAUUCAUCUAGUGGGUAGCGCUAUUCACCUUUUGAACAACUGGGGCCGGAUGAAAAAAAAAAAAAGAAAAAAGAAAAAAACAGCUCAAAGUUUCUCUAACCCUUAACACUAUCCAGAAUCAGGGGAAAAUGUUUUGCUUUGUAAUAAUAAAUUGAUAAAUAAAACAGUUUCUUUAGCCCUGUUGAAGGUGGCCUGUUAAGGAAAUCUCCCUCUUAAAACUGGGAUUGGCUCCAUCCUGCUCCAGCACCGGACUGUGUGACUCACCUUUCAAUUUUUUGUCUUUUCUGUAAUGAAGUGAUCGUCCAUAUUCUUCAACAAUGGACUUAAGAAAACAAGUACUAACCCAGAAAAGCUUCCCUGAAAUUGAUACUGUGGACUAUGGCCAUCACCCACCGCAGCGCUUCCUCUCUGUUCCUGAUAUACGUGUCGGUAGUGCUGCUUCAAAAAGUGCAAAACCCAUUUCCGGGUCAAAAACUAAACUGGGGGUAAGUGUGAAAGAUGACUUCUUUUGGAUACUUCUGCAAAGUUGUUUUUUGUUCAGACAACUGAACAAUAGAAAUGCUGAAAAUGAUAUUGUUUUUAUAAUAAUUAUUAAAACAGAAAGCUUACAUGUAUUUGGCCCUGAAACUCCCAUACUUAUUACAUAAAUCAAUGUUUACAUAAUCAGUCUGGUAGUCAUGGGGUUCCAGAUGUACAAUUGGUUGAUUUUUUGUUUCUCGUUGUAGAGUAUUAAUGUAAAGUUUUGAUUUCUUCUGUAAAUGUGUAGCAGCAAAGCUCAAAUGCUUCUUGGAAAAUAAAGAAGAAUAUAUUUUACCAAUAACGAUUGUUAAAAAGAGAUUUAUAAUGUUUACAUUAAUGUUGAUCUUUGUGAUCUUUUGUCUUUUGUCAGUCAUUUGUAAACAAUCGUUACUACAUGUAAAUAGUUAUACAUGUACUUUCACCAAUCAGCGCUCGUUAACCAGAUUCUUGACAAAUCCAUGUCAGCAGUAUGGAAGUUUUUGGGGAUGAAUUGCAGACAUCUCUCCUGCGAAAAGUCCCUAGUGGUGAGGAAUGGGGAGAGAUAACUGUAUUUGCAGGCUUACUUCUUCUCUUAUGCUAAGAUUAUGUAACAUAACUUUGUUUUCUCAUCCUUUUUCCAGGCUUUCUUUGGACCAGAGUUUGUUAAAGUAGCAGAAGAUCCAAAUCUAUCAGUUGUCAACAUUUCACCGGUAAUUAUUAUUGUUACAGUACAACAGAACUACAAGUAUAUUAAAAGUAAUUGUGCUUCAAAGGCAGUAUUUCUUUGUAACAUAAUAUAUACUAAACCCAUAUGGGUAGGCAUUUUUCAACCAUGCAAAGUUCAUGCCAAACAGAGAAAAGAAUCAUGACUUAAAUGUGUCCAAAUUAUAAAUCAACUUGGCAGUCUAGAUCUGUCUAACCAGGUUUGCGAGAAAUGAAAUAAAAAACAUUUAGAAUCGAUGAAAGGAGAACGAUAGUGAAUACCAAAUUUGUGUUGUAUUCAGCUUCAUGUUGAAUUGUUUAAGGGAAAAAAGGCCUGGUUUUCAUAUGUUGGGAAAUCCCAAACAACUGGAAAUUUUACUUUUUCUUGACUGUCCCAGAUUUUGCUGACUAAUGAAAACUUGAAAUCAUGGAUUUCCCAGAUGUUUUGGAAUGGUUGGGACAGAUUUUUUGGGCAUUUCAAAUGUUCUUAAGCAACACAGAUUUUUGUGAUGGUUGGUUCUCCAAUUGCCUGGGAUUUUCCCAGCGAGACUCAUCAAUCUGUUUGCUCAUGCAGUUAAAAUGUUUUAUUUGCUUUAACAUGUUUGUGAUGCUUACCAGAGGAAAGCCGGUUCCAUUCCACAUGGCAGACGACUGGUCUCUGUAAUUGUGCUUAAUGGACAGAACCUCCAGAUAAUGAUUGAGGUAUAUAUCUAUAUAGUUUUCAUUAAUUUGUUGUUACUGUGGCUGUCUUGGUGGUCUAGAACAACUGACUGUAUCUCCCCUUGUACUAAACUAUUUUUAUGCAAAUAAUAUGAAAAAAUUGUAUCGUACUGACUGCCAAUUGGUCACCUUGCACCAACCAUUAAUUUCAAUUAAAAUGAUUCUUUUACUUGAGAUUGUUUUACUUCUUAUCAGCAGUGUUGCCAAAAAUUUUGGAAGAAGGUGGGAAUAUGGAAAAAGUAGUAGGAUAUUUGACCAGUUCACUAUGUCUAAUUAAGAAAAUUCCAGCCCCUUGGAGCUUCAUUAGUGCAACCGUAGGCCUCUUUUUGUGGAGGCGUGUGUGACUGAGUGGUUAACACCUCGAACUCCAGAUCUGGAGGUCCGGGGGUUCAAGCCUCGCCCGUCGCGUUGUUUCCUUAGACAAGGAACUUUACUCCAUUUUGUCUCCCUUCGACCAGGUGUAUAAAUGGGUACCGGCAACAUAGUGCUGCGGGGUAACCCUGCAAUGGACUAGCAUCCUGUCCGGGGGGAGUAGCAAUACUCCUAGGUGCUUCAUGGUAAUGAAACCAGGAUAAGCUUCGGCCGUUUGGGCAUUUGGCUCGUGAGCGCCUUUACCUUUUUAGGCCUUUGUUUAGAAGUUUAAAAUCAACAUUGCCUGUUAUAAACUUGACACCUGUGAUUGACGCAGUCAAAGAGUUUUUGGGAUAGUUCUGUUUGAGUUUAAAAGUGGUAAAAAUAUCUGGGUUCUUUGGAUUAUUUUUCAGAUAUAAGCAUUGCUUGUUUUUAUGCUGGAGGCUGUUAAGCUAACUGAAUGUUAAUUGGUUCUUGCCAUAUCGCUCAUGGUUUCAGUUUGUUUUUUAAGUUGAAUAAAAUGUCUGUAGUGAUGUAUGCUAUCUCAAACUGUAAGAACUGAGGCAUUAAUCCAACAAAUGACUGAAAAUUGAAAUUUAUUCACCUUGUUUAUAAAUUUCUGGUUAAAUGAUUCAUUCUUUGUUCAACUUUUGAAUAAUUUCAUUCAAUUUUCCAGGCCAACGCUACCACCCAAGUGUUGUUUGAUCAAGUAAUCAAGUACCUAGGAUUAACAGAGAAGUUUUUCUUUGGCUUGACUCAGCUACAAGGUGUGAAGAUAGUCUUAUUAGAGUCUCUUUUUGACCAUUGGUAAUUCUGUAUCCCUGAGUUUGAUCAUCUGAUUUCAAUUUAUUUCUCAGAUGAGGAACACAUAUUUUUAGACUUGGAUGUAAAACUAGCAAAGUACGCCCCACCAAAAUGGAAAGAAGAGGUAUCGCUUUUUGUAUUAGGUUAAAAUGUUAACUUUUGAAUUUUUUUCUUGUAUUUCAGAUAAUAUUAUUGUUCAAAAGCUCUCAUCCUUUUCAUUCUUUGAUUUUUUUUUUUCUGUCAAAGGUAAAACUUCCUACAGCACCCACAGAGCAGUUUGUUUUGUACUUCAAAGUUAAAUUUUAUGUGGAAAACAUUGCUCUUUUAAGGUUAGUACUUUCUUCCAAUCCCAGAUUGUCUGAGCAACAUGCAUAUACCUGCCAACUUUUUCUGAGAUAUAAGCGUGAGAUUUUUAUCCUGGGAGUACUGGGAUUUUUGAAGACGACACGAUCAUUUCCGAAGAUUCCCGAAGAAGUCCGGAGUUUUCCGAAGUCUUCCGAAGACGUCCGAAGUCUGCCGAAGGCGAAGUUUUCACUUGCUUUUCACUUCAAAAAUCAGAGAUCGCGAGGAAGGUAUUGUCAUUUAUUCAUUUUACACAUGGUUUUCUUUCCUUACAUGGGUCUGUGUUAACAUAUUUUUGGAAAUUGUGUCAAGCAAGACGGCAGCAACUCACAUUUUUCAAUCAGGCGUGAGAAAUUGGCCCGCAAGCGUGAGCUGGCGUGAGAUCGAAGUUUUCAACUCGUAGGCGUGAGACUCACGCCUAAGGCGUGAGAGUUGGCAGGUAUACAUGCAUCAUAAAGAAGAAUUGGGUCAAGUCUUUGUAAACUGCUUACCGGUAUGCUAAUGGGAAACAGAUAUCGUUUACAUUGUGCACUUUAAUAAUCAUGAAAAUCUUGCUGCGGUCCCAAAGAAUGUUUGGAACCAGAGAGAAAUGUGGAAUGUGGAGCGCAUGUAUAUAAAGGAGACAAAAAUUGUCAAUCUGUUUUUGGACUUUCAUCAAAGAAUUUGGUUGUUGUUUGUCCAAAUAGUUUUGUCCAACAUGCAAAGUAAUAAAGUGAAUGUACUUGUUCUAGAUACUUUUGGGUGUUUUUCUAUUUUGAAUGUGUCAUUAAUAAACUAUGCCAGCUGUAUUCAUGGUUGUCAGAAAGUUUUGUAGUAGACGGCUGAGUUGUCAAAGUAAGCGGUCAGUCCAGGGAUACUAUAUUAAUUUUAAAAAAUGCCAUCUGUAACGAAAUGCUAAGCUGAGUAGUCGGCCAAUACUAACCAAGUACGCAGCGAUUUUCACCGGCAGCCGGCUAUUUUUGACAACCCUGUGUAUUUAUUAUUGAUGCAAAAUGUUUACUUUUUUAAAUUUUAUUAUUAGAUGUAAAGUUAUUAUAACCUCAUUGCAAUUCAAUUCAGAUACAGUUCACCCAUCCUGUUGUUGUAUAGCACCAGAGCUCCACUUGUCCAAUUGAGACAGAUCCUCUUGAAUAUUUUCUUCUCUGAAUGGCCGUAAACUUUAACUUGUUUGGAUACCCCAUGAAAUGAUGUUAAAUGCUAAAGUUUUUGAAAUCCUUUCUUAUGUGUGCAAUUCUUUUUAUAGCUAUCGGAAGACAGUUCAUCAGUUUUACCUGCAGCUAAGACAGGACAUCUUAAAUGGCCAGCUUUAUUGCCAUGAAGAAGCAUCCUUUGUUCUUGGUGGACUCGCACUACAAGCUGAGACUGGAGACUACAAUGAAGCCCUUGGUUAUGAAUAUUUUCUUCCAGAACAUUACAUUCCAAGCAAGGUAAAGCUCUUCUCUUUGUUGGCGCUCAUUUUUGUCAUAACGUCUUGCAGCUACAGCAAAUCUACAUGUAAAGUAAUCUACCAAGUAUCAAAAUAAUGUGCUCUCUGUGUGAUGCUUUUAUGUUCAUUUCCAAUGGGCAUUUAGUUGUUGUGUGAAAGCUGACAAGUCUAGCCUCCCAUGCACAGGGUGCAAAGAAAGUCAUUUUUACAGCUUGCCAUUCGGGCAAGCUGAAGCUAACAUUAAAUGUUACUAGCCAAACAUCAUUUCAACUAGCCCCAAACACGUUUUGAUGAGCCAGGGCUUCUGAUAUUUCGCGGAAAAAAAAGCAAAAUUCCACGGGAUUUUUGCAGAGAAAAGUCAAAUUUCGAAGGAUUUUCAGAGGUAAAUUCUUAGAAAAAUCGGCCGAUUUCAUGGGAAAUUUCGGGGGAAACUUUGUCAAGAAACAAUCAGUAAAAAGCAGCCAGUUUCGCUGGAUUUUUGUUGGCAAAUUUCCCUAAAAUCGAUCAAUUUUGCGUCGAUAUGACCAGCGUUGUUUAACGUUUUUUUUAACAGGGAUAAUCAUUUAUUUGCUCUUUCAACAACAGUUCGCUUGAGAAAUGAGCGAAUGCUAAAGGUAUUAACAUUAUGGUUAGUGCCCAGUUUUUUGCAACAUUAAUCUAAGAACGCCUGGUAGUUUUGGGACGUUGUUUAUUCAUUGUAGUGAUGAAGUUUCAAGAUAAAUUUGGACGUUUGGGGUGAAUAAAACAGGUCUAGUAGCCAAGAUAAGUAUUAAAUAUGUUUUGCCAACAUUUAUUUGGAAAUAUUUCUGGCGGAUUUUGCGGUAUUUCGCGUUUUUUUGGGAAUUUCGCGGAAUUUCGCGGAAGUACCUGAAUUUUGCAGGUCCGUGACCGCACGAAAUAUCAGAAGCCCUGAUGAGCAGAUGGAUUUCACAGUUCUUCUGUAAUUUGAAUUCCGCAAAGAAACUUCACAUGCCCAUCGGGCAAGCUAAUAACAGAAUUCACCAGCCUGAUAGCAAAGUCCACCAGCCCCGGGCUAUCGGACACUACUUUCUUUAUACGCUGCACACAGAUGUUCUUUUGGCUCAUCAGGCAAUCCUCCAUAACUUUCUUGGGGAAGGAACAGGUGACAAAGCCCAAAGAACAUCUGCACGGGAGGCUAUGACAAGGGCUACUCUGAAAUGAAGCAGGAGAGGUGGUUGUGAUGACUUCAUCAAGCUGGCAUUUCCACAUGCAAUAGAGGAUAGAGUUUUAGGAACAAACAAAUUUUGAGUUUUUAAUCUUCAGGGUUUGUACAGGUCAUGGAAAACCUGGAAAGUGAUGGAAUUUAAGAAUUUCAUUUUCAGGGCCUGGAAAGUCGUGGAAUUUAAUUGUCGGUCCUUGAAAGUCAUGGAAAAUCAAAGUUUUGUUUAAUAGUUUACCGGUAGUGACUGCAGAUGGCAAAGCAAGGACAAUGUAAGAUAGAGAGGAGUAAUUAAAGAGCGCAAAUGGCACCCAUUUUGGUAGACACCAGAGUCUGUGUCUGUUGAGUUGCUUAAGGUCAAAAAAUACCCCCAAACUAGGAAAAUUGUGAAAGUUUUUGAAAGUGACAACUAAACCUAGGGUCAUGGAAAACUUGAAAAGGCCAUGGAAAAAGUCACGGAAACUCAUGGAAUUUGAACAGCUCAAAAGAGUACAAACCUAUACCCAAUUUGUAAUGUUCCAUAGUUCUCAAUUUGUUGCGAUAAGCAUGUUUCAGUUAAUUAUUUUAGUUACUGUCAGUAAUCCUUUUAAUAAUCACAUUGUUGAAAUAUAAAAUUACUACAGGUAUAUUAAUAUAAUAAUAAAAUCAUUAUUAUUGACAUUUAUAGUGACUGCCAACAAAGUGUUUUAUUUUGUUACAGAUCGUUGAUAAAGUUUCAGUUGAUCAUGCCUUAAAGCAGCUGCCACAUUUCCACAAAGAUUUUCAUGGUCUUACAGAUGAACAGGCAGAGCUUGAAUUUAUAAAGGAAGCUCAAAAACUUCAAGAAUAUGGAGUGCAUUUCUACAAAGUGCAGAAAAAGUUAGAAGCAUUAGGAAAGGUGAGAUAUUGUUAAUUAGUUUUGUUGUGCUUGUUCAUCUACCCUGUAUGUCAUUGUGUGUUUCACCAAAUGUGAACUGGGGGAUUGGUGUGAAGUAAAACCACAGUAACUAAUUAGCCUGGGCAAGGGAUAGCCUUCACUACAGAUGAAACUAAACCUCAGGGAUAAGUCUGUCGGCAGGCCAAAGCCAAAAUCCUUGUUCUAGGCCUUCACCUGUGUACCAGGAUUUCAGGUUGAUCAGGUUGAAGGGAAAUUUGAAAUUUACUUUGGGUAGUCCGAACGUACAAGAACCUUGGUGCUGCUCUCACAGUCAUUACUGUCCUGGGGUAGAUUAGGCCUGAGACACAGGCUAACCGAGGAACAGCCACACAAGUCCCAUAGUUCCAUGGCGACACUGUGAUCAGUGCUCAUUGGCCUGCAAGUAAGCUCUCCAGGGGUCUCUGGCCCAGCCCUGUAGCCCCGCUGCUUCACAUAUGAUGGCUCCCUGCCCAUCAGUAGCAAGAGUGUUUCUGAUCUGUUCCAAAAAUCUAUAAAUGUACGUGUAGAGAUUUAGAAAUGUUUUUCAGUCAUUCAUGUGUUUAGCCCAUUUAGUUGUGUUAAGGGAGAAAGGUUCUUUGGUUAAAAUUGGUGCUUUAGACGUUUGUUAAAGCUUUUUAUUAAAUUUGUGUAAUAACGUUUUAUUUCAUCUGUUUUCUUUCAACAGUCCAGGAAAAAAGGCUUAGAAGCAGUGUGGAUUGGAAUUUGUAUCCGUGGAGUCACUGUUUAUGAGGUAAUGAUAAUCAUUUUUAAUGAUUUGGAGGACCAAAAAAAAUAACCAACAACUAGGCCUUUUAAGUUGUGUUACUUGCUGGAUUUUGCUUGGAACAUUAUCUUUCCAAUUUUUUUCACAUUUUAAAAGCCCAAAUUUGUGUGAAUGAAAUGUCUAGAAUGUUAUGAAUCGAAAUUAAUUAUUUUGAAAUCAAACUGAUCUUUUCUGUUCUGUUAUUUCUUAUUUUAGACACGGGGGCAUUUAAAAUUUCCAACCCACAGACAUUCUUGGCCUAUGACAAAGAAGCUGUCAUUCAAGGUACAUGUGUGGACAGUUGCUGUUUUGUUUUUCAACUUCAUUGUCAGGCUUGUUAUUUAACUUGAACAAGAAUUUUGCAACUCAUUUGUUUCAGAAAAAGAAGUUUUUUAUAGAGCCAAGAGGGAAUCCUGAAUUACCAAAGAUGACAUUUUAUACAAAUCAUUAUAAAAAGUAAGUGCCCAAAAUGAUUGCUCUUUUUCAAUCAAUGUGAUCAUCCACUAACUUAAAAGUGAGUUGAUGCAUUUGUGAUGAUAAUUUAUAUAAUUAUUGUUGCAAAAUAAAGAACUUGCUAUUUUUUCUCAACUUUUUGGUUUUGUUUGCUUGUUUGUUUGUUUUUAGGGCCAGAUAUCUUCUCCAGAUGAGUCAAGCAUUUCACAGAUUUCAGAUGAAGAUGAAAACAAAGAUGGCCAUUCUCGACCAAGAAAUGUCUCUUGGUAAUUUAGUAUUUACUUGCCAAGUACCCCGUGACACAUACAGUACUGUGUUAAUAUGUUUAGCAAAUUAUCAAACUUCUUGACAGAUUGAUUGAUGCUUUUCAUUUCCAUUCCUUAAAAUUGGCUUUGUGGUUAAAUGUGCAAUAACGGGACUACUACAUUAAUUUUAAGCUUUGGUUUCACCUUGCGAUAUUAAUGAUUGUUUUUUUAAUUGUUAUUAGUUGUUGUCUUUUGUUGCUUUUUUUUAAAAAAUGCUUUCAAUAGCAAAUGGCAUUUUUGAUAAAGAGGUGAAAAGUUGGCUUGAGGAUUUUUGGUUUAAAUGCUUUACGAGUUGAAUUGCCUUGCUGCUUUUAGGUUUGUUUUAUGUGUAAAUAUGCAGAGUAUAUAAAAUGAACUAUGAUCCUACUUUCUUAGAUGAACCAGAGCCCAGAGUAGAGAAUGGCUUUGUAGAACCAGCAGCCUAUCAGCGGUCACCAUACAGGAGGUCCGGCAGUGAACCUUCUGUCCAGCCAAUGAUUUCUCAUCCUCAAGCGAGCCAGUCUAGGAGACAGUCAAGCUUCGAAAACAAGCGGGUACCCAGUGAUGUACUCCAGAGUCUUUCGACAGAUUACCAAAGUAAUGCAAGGAGACGAUACUCUGCCAGUAGUGAGUCUGACAGCAGCUCAAUGUACCAAACAUCCAAUGGUCCAUCACCACGGAAACUCUCUGAUACAUCACCACGGCAACUGUCACAGGACGUGGAUGAAGAGCGGGAUGUUGACGUGCCUUAUGUGAUCGGUCAGUUUAAGUUGGAAAACAAGCUUUACCGUAAACCUUUCUUUCUUGACAGGGCAUCAACUUUUAGUGUAAAUAGCAAGGGAAGGUUACCAAAGAAAUCAAAUCUUAAAAGGGCUGUUUCAACUUCAAGACAUAGUUUGAAAAGUCAUUCUUCUCAUUCUGUCAUUUAUGAGGAAAUACCUUUAUAAUGAGACAGUCAUGUCAGUUAAAACAAAUCAAAUUGGUUUUUAUAGAACUGAUUUCUUUAUUUCCUAAAAUUCCAUUUUCUGUGUCUAGUAGUUCACUCCUUCUCUGUUCUAUUAAUGUACUUCGUAGUUUUCAGUUUGUAUUAUAACUGGCCCUUUAUGCAUCUUUAAGUAUACUAUACCAUUUCCAAUGUCUCCUCAAUGACUUUUCUUUCUUUUUUUCUCGAGAAAAAAGGCUUCUAAUAGUUAACCUCAUUAAAUCCUGCAUGUUCUUGCAGUGUAAUCACUUUUUUUCCUUUCUCUUAGUGUCACUGAUAAGGUUAUUCUCUCUUCAGUGCCUAUUGAUUUAUCUGUGGUUAGACCUCAUGGAUACCUUAAAACAACUUUCUCUUUUUCAUAUUGGGAUGUACACUACUAGUAUGUAGACCUGCCUUCUACUAACUUUUUCAUGAGUGGUUUUCAUACUUGUCAUUAAUAUCAUGUUGAUAUUAUGAGAAUUUUAUGUGCCCAUGAAAGGUUUUGAUCUCAAUAUUUAGGCCAGCAAUGCGAAAAUGCAACCUUUACACUGACAGCUGUGUUGAUCUUGUAACUAAAUACUGUUAGUUCUACAGACUAAAUCACUUCUGCAUUACUCAUGUCACAUCUGUAUGAUCAUAUUUUUUAAUAUUUUUGUGUGUGUGGCAGUUAUGCUCAGGAUGUAACUCCUGUUUGUCUUUUUUCCAUGCAAAUUAUUCUCAAAUUCUUCUGUGUGCUAUCAGUAUGUUGAGACGGUACAUGCACAUGCAUGGAAGUGUUGUUUGUUUUCUAUCUAAGCAAGGCAUCCAUUCCCAAUUGAAUACUUUAUGUCCUUCCUUAGCUUCUUAUGCAGACAUUCUUAAGGGGUUCGUAAUGUAUUCCUGGGCCAUGAAUGUUCAUGCGGCAGGCAUGCUUCACAACCCCCCAGGAAUGUCUGCCUAGGAGGCUAGAUCUUCAUAUCACUCUUUCUUGCUACUUAUUAAACAAAACUUUAGCAUCUCUAAUGGCUUUGGUGUCUUUUGUCUGUUUUUCUUUUCCUUUAUGGCCUGAUCUUCACCAUCGUUCUUCGUGCAACUACAUUAUAGACACUGGCUGCACAUACCUCAGUUUUCUUUCACUCAAAAUGCAGCCUGAACCUAGUCUUUCCUUCCUUCCUUCCUUCCUUCCUUCCUUCCUUUUUGGCCUUUCUUCCUCCCUCCCAGGUCGCCCAAGAGCCAUGAUCUGCUGUUCCGCAGUUACCCCGGGGCUGGAUUGAAUGUGAAUGCAGUCUGCAACUUCUCACACAUUUACAAAUGGCUUUUCUUUAGUUUUCUCAGGUCUGUUUUAUAUUUUAUUGUUUCCUCCAAAGAAGACAUUUGAGACAUUUUCUUCCUAAAUAUCGGGGUAUCCCUCUUUUUGAUUGUCUCAGAUUAAAGUUUGCCUUUAAACAACAACAAAAAACAUUCAUGCAAUUCUUGAGCGUUUUUUUUUCUUUUUGCUGCAAGCCCUAAUUAAUUAAGUUGUAGACUAUACUCAGGCAAAUGACAUCACUUCAUUCUUUUCCUUUAUUACUACAUUUCUGCCUUAAAGUAAACCAGUUACAGAUCCAACAUUUCAGAGUGGAAAUUUUUAUUACAUAGCUUAUUUGUCACAUUACCAUCACCCCUCCCCCCACCCUCUCCCUUCCUUUCCCCACGCUACCAGCCUUGUGCAAGGCAAAUUACCAACAUGUUUCUCCUUUCUUGUGCAUGAAAAUUAAAGAGAAUCAAUACUCUUUCUGCACAUCUUUGGUUGAAAAGCUAAUUGAAGUUGACUGAGUUGUGAAUUUUUAUGUUUUAUUACUUUUUUGUAAUUGAUCAAACUUGACAUUUUUAAAGCAAAAUUUUAAUAUUAUGACCUUUGGUUUUUAUAUUCCUUUAAAUUGUAUUGAAAACCUUAUGUUUACCAGACAAGCUAAAUUAUUGAAGCUACCUAAAAGCCAGAAAUACUGUGAUGUUAAUGUUUCGCAAGUCUAAAACACACACACCAUCAAAGAAGCAUUGUCUCUGUAGCAAAUGCACGACUACUAAUGAUUUGUAUCCAAUGGCAUUUAAUUACAGACUAUAAAACUACAAAUCUUACUCCAAGUAGCUCUAUAUUUCUUGUUUUCUUAGAGAUUGCAUAUUCAUUCAUUAAUGUUUUUUUCCCAAUUUCAUUACUUUCAUCUUUUUAUAGCCAAAGCUGUAAUUGUUUGUUUUUUUCUUCUUCUCAAGUAGAAUUUCUUUUCAUGAAAUCAAACUCAUUUAAAAUCUCAUUGACAUAAAUGCAAUUAACUUUUAUCACUUGCUGACGUGAAGGAAGCAUUGUAAUCAUGUCUGUUAAAAUCUUAUUGACACGUUCUUUAAGAGGGAAAGACUUGCUAAAUUCAAUUUAGUCAACAAUGAUUACCCACCGCAGAAAAGUGGUGCGUUUUAAACCUGUUCAGGACCGAGAAAAGCGUUUUAAAUGGAGAGGUAACUAUUUAUCACUUAAAAGGAAUUUCAGUGCAGUACAAAUUUGAUUCUUAUCACAGUGCCAAAGAUUAUUUGUUGCUUUUCUUGGCAGUGACAAAGAAAUUCAUUUCUUUUUCUGUCAGGUCAUGUUCACUUCACAUUGAAAUUGAAAUGAAUGUCCUUUUUCAUACAAACAAGUAUAAUACAUUGUGACACCAAGCUUCUCAAUAACUGAAAUUUAGAUUUUAAUGUUUCAAGAAAGGCUUUCUUUGGAAGAGUAUAUUGAAAGACUUAUAAAAGGUUUCAAUUUUGGCCCGUAUGAUGUCAUGCUGUGUAACUUCAUAAUAAACUUAAAUUGAAUAAUUUUAGAAGCCAUUCAUAUUUUCUAUUUGGUUUCCAAGUCUAUAAGUAUAAAUAAUUAGGAUGUCAAACUGUAAUGAUAAUACAUAUAUAUAUAUAACAUGAUGUAUGUGUACCUCAAUAUUUGUGCAUAAGAUUUCUAGGAGAAAAUCAGAACACAUCUCUGAGGAUUUCUUUUACUUUGUCUUGUUUUUUUGUCAGCUGGCAGUGAAAGGAGUUGUGUUAAAUUGAGUUUAUUUUUAUUGCAGUAAUGAUCGCUCAAACUCUCAUAUCCUAUUUUAGCAUUUUUAUUAAAAUUCGGUCAGAAUAUUUUGUGUUUUGAUCAGAUGUUCUUUAAUUAAAAAUUCAAGAUGAUAGCACCUGCUGCUCUUCCAAGCUGUAUGAAGUCCAUUUCCUGUCUCUAAAAUCCUUUCAUUUGUUCUAGUGUUUUCACAUCUUCUUGUCAAUUUUUCUUGUAGCCUUUCGUUAUAACUCCUGUCAUUGAAGACUAACACUUCUGAUGAAAUUUAAUUUAUUUUUUGAAUGUUUAGACUCCACUUUAAACUCUCAAAAGGUGGAACAAGUGAGAAGCAGAGAUUUGCAAGAUGAAGGUAAAAUUUAGGGCUAGCUUGUAAAUAUUCUGUCAUUUGCAUGUGUUUAUCAUACUCUUCUGUCUGUCAUACUCACCUGGAAUGUGAUUUUUGUGAAGCAUUAAUUUUGAACUGUCACUCAAAUCAGGUUGGAUUCAUUUUCAGUUCCCUUCUAGCCUAUUUCUUGAGAUAUAAUUUUUGUUAUUGAUAAUUAUUCUCUAUAAAAAUUCACUUUUAUUUCACUCUAAGAUCGUUUCACAUUUUGAGAAAGGGUUAAUUAGAAAUCGUUUUUUGGAGAAUGUACUCACAAUGUUAAACAGCUAUUUACAUUGUAGUCAUGAAUGGGUUAAUGUUGUUUUUCUGAGCCAUGACAAUUUCCCCAAGUCUCAUUUUUGUAAGUGGCCUUGAUCUGUGAGCCUCUGUUUUUGAAAUUUUAGCACAAAGUCUUAAAUUUUUAAGCAAGGAACCAAGGAAUUUUGGAGUUUCACUGUUAAUUUAAAGAAAAAAGGUUUUGGAUGAAUAUAAGAUUUUAUGGUAUAUGGUCUAAUUUGGUGAAUAUGUUUACGUAGCACAACGGGUAGCUGGUCUAUCAUGAUUAUGUCAGUCAUUUUCAGCUUAACAUCAAGGCCUUAUAGUGAAUUUUAGUUGAAUUUUCAAGGAAAUUUUUUAUAGUUAAUGUUAAUAUGAGUAUAAUCUUUCAAAAGUCUGUUGUAUGAAUUCAAAGACUAUUGUAAAUUCAUUAAAGUUUACUUGACUGUAGUAUCCCUAAACAACAGAACCAACCUUGAUAAAAUAGCUGUCUUUGUAAUUACCCAAAGUGGAACUAUAGAUAACUUUUAACCCUUUAAGCCUCAAUAUCCACAUACAAAUUCUCCAAGCUGAUCUCCAUACUUUUCCUUUAAGAAUUAGCUGAGAGAAUUUAAUAGAACAUCAACGGAUUUUCUCUUUCCUGAUCAUAUUUUUUAUAUUCUCACAACCUUAUCUCUUGACAAUGUAUGGACAUUGUUGGGAGAAAAUUGCUGUUGGUCACUAUUGGGACUUAAAGGGUUAAGGGCUCUUUCUCACAAAGACAUUUGUUAUGGUGUAGCCGUUUUUGCAAGUAAAAUUUGCAAAAAGUGAUGCAAUACUGAGUCCCUUAAAGGUAUUAUUCUUGCAUUUCUGAGUAAGAGAUAAUGAAGGAUUUUGGAAAGCAGGUGUUACUUAUGUUUUUAAAUAAUAAUAUAUUCAAACAAGCAAGAGUAUUGACAUCGGUUUUAUUUAUAUUAUUUAGUAUUCAGACAUUGCCCUAGAAACUUAGUUGUAACUUUGUAGCUAAUUACGUAUCAUGAAGUGCCUUUUUUCAUCUUUUUAGAAGAUGCAUCAGGAAGUUUUUUAUUGUAUGGCACAUAAACACCUUGUUUAGUUUAGAUAUUGGGGAUCAAACAAUAUUCCAGAAGUCCUUUUCUUCCAUUAUUUUUGUGAAUAAAUUAAUAAUUGAUGCUUGGCAUCUCAAAGCAUCCUGGUUUUUUGCUUGGUCUUUCACUAUUCCUGUUUAAAACACGUUGUCUGUAGAGUUGCGGGAUGUUUGGUGGAGGUAUUAUCCCAUUUACUUGUUGAUUGUAAUAACAAUUUGAGCACUGUAGAUUUAAAAGAUAUGAAUAUUUGCUGAAAUACUUAUUCUCAAAACACAAGCUUUGAACUGUGUUAUUUCUGAUGACAUGUAAACUAAUUUAUCAUUCUUGCUAAAAGGAUAUUUUGUACCUAUGGUGUGAAAGUUCUUGGCAGCUAUGCCAGAGAGAAUUUUUUAUUUUGACAGUGUAAUACUGCUUUUUUUGAACUAAAUAAUCAUAUUACCUUACCUCUCUCUUCAGAUGAAAGUAAGCGCUCAGAUGUCUUUGCUUCUCCAGACCGAGUAAUUUGCGUAAUCAAGUUUACAAAAGAGCCGGGGAAGCGGUUAGGUGAGAAAAACAGUUCAAGGUCCAUAAAAAUAAUUUCCACCCUUCAUGAAACCUAAAAACACAUUAAUUGUGUUUGUUAUGUCUGGAUAACACCAUGAGAUUCAACCUGCAUAUAUUAAAGUUGUUAAUUUAAAACACAGCAGGAAAGAGAACAGUAAUGAAAAAAACAGUCUUCAAGAAAUUAAAGUGAAUAGCAUUUUAACACAAAGGGAGAUGUACCACAACACAGCUGGCCUCAUAUCAUGACAUUUAAAAGUUUAGGAACCAACUUCACUUGAUAACCAUGAUUAUGCCAAUAGUGUUAGUUACAAAUUGACGAAGACGUGUCUCCAUAGCACCAAUUAAAAGAGGAUUAUAUAGAUCAUAUAGCAAAAAUCCUCUAUGAAGCCCCCCCCGCCCCGGCCCCCUGUUAGGGAGGGGGGCUUAUUUAAUUUAGAAAAGACGAUGGUGUCAGUUCUCCAAAAAGAACGAGAAUACAAAGUGGAAAAACUCACUUACAAGAAGGUUCAGUUGGAGUUCAUGCAGCUGAGGGUCAGAAUCAAAUCCGAACUUCCAACUGGUAAAUAAACCAUCCUGGAUCAGUAGUCCACAUGAAGUUUUACAGUCGUGAUUGAUGAAUACAGUCUAUCAUUUAUUAGUGAAGAAUAAUAAAAUUAUUAGGGGAAGGGAGUGGGGGGCUUAUUAACUUUCUUCCCCUGAAAAGGAGGGGGUUAUUAAAGGGAGGGGGCUUAUUUGAGAGGGGGGGGUGCUUAACAGAGGAUUUAUGGUAGAUAAUGUUACAUCACUGGAUCUGUUUUUGUGAAGACAAGUAAACAGAGGUUUGAAGUUAUUAGCCCCUUGGACCAAGCUGUUUGAUUAUAAGAAAUGUCAUGAAGAACCCUGCAUGACUUUAAAUUGUGUAAACUAAAAAUUGUUAUAUUACUGUAGGUAUAACUGUUCUUGGAGGGGAAAAUUCCAAGCGACUAGAUCUGGGAAUUUAUGUCAAGUCUGUUACUGAAGGAGGGGCAGCUUGGAAAGAUGGCAGACUGAAGGCUGGUAAGAUAAUGCAGUAUUAAAACCUUUGAAUAUAAAAUAUUUAAAAAAAUCACUUCUACAAGGUUCUCCUUGGUAUUGACAGUUAAACAGACUUUCCAGUUGCAACCUGCUGAUACAAAGGAUUAACAUUUAGAGGAUGUUGCAAAUUUUUUUCUUCAAGUGUUGAAAAAUAUUUCCAUUUAUGGGCAGCAAACAAAUGAAAUAAGGGCUGUCCCCAAACAGUGCCUGGUCAGUGGUAGCUCUUGUCACAUUUCUUUUGCUCUUGGGUGACUGGCAAAUAUAAGUUUCUUAUGCUAUCCUGGACAGCCUUAAUUUCCCAGGUUCAGAGCACCAGGCUCCCUUUUUUUAAAUUUUGUAUAGAGCACAGCCUUGGAAAUAUUUUUCAACUCGAGAAGAGAAAUGAUUUUGUAUAUGAUCAGUAGCACAAUACGUGUGCACAAUCAGAGUGACACAAACUUCUUCUCAAAUAUCUCCUUUAUUUUAAGCGGUACAAUUGUAAGACUUCAUACCAAUAAAGGUAACAUGUUUGUCAAUAAAUACGCGACGUUUCGUGAAUAUUCACUGCAUUCUUAUUUUUUGCGAGAUUUUUGUUUUAAAAAAUUGAUUAAAAAUAUGGCCGUCACGCGUAACAUUUACACAGAUGGAAUGUUGUUUGAUAAUAAAUAUCUUGACCAAAGCGCGCCUUAUUAAUUUGAAAAAAAUGUUAAAAUUACAAAGACCAAACAUACUUUCAACCUAAUAACUAAAUUCUUCUAAAACCUGAAUCGGUAUGGUUAAAAUUCAAAAAAAGUACAUCAUGGUUAUGGCGUCACGGUACUGCUCUCAGUGUCUGCAGUUGAAAUUCAUGUUCCCAGACAAGUUAUGAAAUGAGGUGAUCAAUGAAAAUACUAACCCAGACGGCAUUCUCACUUUUUAAGGACUCGCUCCUGAAAAUAUGAACAACCUAGGGCCAUUUGCUCCAACGCAGUAAGAAAAAGUCCCAAUCCCAAGCCUUAUGAAACGCUCCAUGAUUUGAUGCGCCAUUCAAAACAUCAGACAAAGUCAAAGUCUUCCCAAAUGCCCGGAAUGGAACCAAAACCUUCAGAUUGCCGCCACAUUUGAUUCUCAUCUCAAAACAAAUGUUCCUGAGCAUUUCCACGAAAAAAUAUGAAGUAGGAGGCUCGCUAGAAGAAUUUUUCGAAAUCCCAAGCCUUGCGAAACGCUUCUUCAUAAGUUUCAUAUUACAUGUAUGAUUUUCUUGCGCGAAGGGCAGCGAAAAAGCAUAAAACGUCGCCAUGAUUUCGAACGAUUUCUUCGUGGAAACAACAACAUCUGGCCUUGGUAACCUCCCAAGAAGGUUCUAGAAGCUUUUGUUAUGUAAUAACUCCGAAAAUAGCUGUGACACGUGCAGAAAAACACCCGGGUCACGUUCACUACGCAAGGCGAGUUUACGCGAGACGGUUUUCAAUGGAGCGUGAGAAUAAAGCAGAAUUAAUGAGCAGGUGGAGAGAAGAACAAAAGAAGAAGAAAGCUAUCAAAAGAGCUCACUACGAAAAAAACAGAAAGCGUGUAAACUGUACCAGUUGUAUGAUGCGCAAUGCAUUAUGGGUAAAAACUAAAAUUGCUGACUUGGCAAAAAACUUUCAAUUAUAUAAUCUUGUGCUAGUUAUGGUGAUUUACUGUGGUAAUUAUAAAAUGUUAAUAUGAAUUUGGACAGAUUACUAGUUAUUUUAACAAAUUAAGAGGCUGCAAAGCAUCAUGGGUAAAAUUAAGAAUGCUGACUAGGCAGCUAAAACCAAGUGAAACAUAAUUAUUUGGGGCCUUAGUGUGUUGUACUGUGCAAAUUAAAGUGUUAACGUGAGUUUUGAGAAAUUUGUAGAAAUUUUGCAUUUUUGAUGCAUGUUACACAUUUGUACAUGCUUAUUGUGCUACUGAUCAUAUCCAAGUGGCCAUUUCAUGUUCUAUUGUUUUCUUAUAACACCAAUGAAGUACCCAACCAUUUCAAAUGAUCGUAAUAAUUGUUUUUGCUGCAGAAGGCGUGAUGUUUAAUAAAUUUAACCACAGCAGCGGGGACCUUUUCAUGUGUGAAGAUGACAUGUUAUUGUCACAUGUGGAAAUAUCACCGUUUUCGCAGGAAAGCUCACCUAGUAUUUCAUUGGUGUUCAUAUAAACAGCUAGUAUUUUAUGGGUCUACUGUAAUUAAAUAUUAUUUCUCCUCUAGACUUUGAAUUUGUAUUCAGCCAGGAAUUUUUGGCUUGAAUCAUUAUGCAAUUACCUUCUUCUCAUUUGCCAGUUUGUGAUGAAAAGUUGGUUUGAUUUUUCUGUAUAGGUGACCGUAUUUUAGCUGUCAAUGGGCAAAGCUUAGAGAGGGUCACUCAUGAGCACGCAGUAAACAUUCUUAAGAAUGUAACCAGCCCUGUGGAGCUAAGAGUUUCACAAAGUGCCUAUAACUUAUCUUCAUUUGGUGAGUUGUGCCAGGCCACAGGCUUGUUAUUAAUUUUUUGAAUGUAGUAAGAAUGAGCCUCUGUCAUUAUUUUCUUUGAAAGGUUCUCCUCAAUUCUAUUCUAAUCUGUUUUGUUUGUAAAAGAGUAGAAUAAUGUAGCCUCUUUCAGGCUCUAUUUUUCUUGAUGCAAGAAGUCAUGCUUCAUUUUCCCUUCAAUGCUAGUUUUCGGCAUGCUAUAUGACAUGGUGAAGCAUAACUUAAAGCUUACUUUUGUGCGCCCCAAAUUUUUUCUUCCAUGCAAAAAAUCCUGCUUUUUUUAUUUUCUUUACCAAACAGGUUACAUUUCAUGCUCAUAUGACAGCAAGCCAAUAAAAAUGCAAAUACACAACAUACAUAAAAAGAAUUGUAAACACAUGCUCUCUAUAGAGCUAUUUUUUACCUAUGGCAAAGUGCAGACAUUUUUGUUUUAACGUCUUGUUCAUUCAACAGAUCUUUCUAGUAUUCCAAAUGCAAGUUCAGCCAAUGAGGAGCCAGAAACUCUUGAAAUCAAGCCUCUGACACCACGUGAACCAUCUUCAGCAGCAGAACCAGACAGCCCACAGGAUUCGCCAAGAGACACCCAUUCUGAGCCGCGUCCAUCAACUUUUGCAUUUCCCUCAGAAGAUGAACCCGUGACAAUGAUUUCUAAGUCAAUUCCUCCUUCUGUGGUGUCAGCAUCAAACAGACCUUCAAGAAUGAGUCAGUUGGAGAGGGGUAUGUCUGACACUGAUGUAAUUUGCUUUGUUAACCCUCUAAGCUCCAAUGACGAUCCACAUACAAAUUCUCCCGACUGAUGUUCAUACAUUUCCUUAAAGAAUUAUGAGAAAAUUUGAUAAAAGAUCAAAGCAAUUUUUUGUUGACCAUUUCAUUAAUUCUCCUAACCUUUUCUCUUGAUGAUGUAUGGUUGUUGUUGGGAGAAAGUUGAUUUUGGUCACUCUUGGGACAAAGGCCAGUUGUCCCACCAUUUUACAGCCAUGUGCUUAGCUCAGUACCCAGGGCCCAGUUGUUCAAAGGCCGAUUAGCGUUUAAGCCAGGGUUAAAUUUAACCCAGGUUUCUUUUUCCUUUGUUCAAAAACAUUUUCUCGGAUAGUUUUCUCUGUUAUUUUAUAAGAGCAUUCAACCAUCAACUUGUUGACAAAAAGAAUUAUACUGAAUUUACUUUUUAAGCUUUCAUAUCUGAAUUCAAAUUUCGCACUUACCCUAGGUUAUCUUAACCCAGCUUUGAACAACCCGGCCCUGGUCUUGUACUAAAACAGGGCUGUCGCUAAAAGUUGCCAGGUAUAUGCAUUUAGUAGGAGGGGAAUAUUGUACAGCUAAGAAGUUCUUUUUGUCCCAUUUUCAUUUUGUGUCCUAUAAGAGUAGCCGGGGCUCAUCCUCAUAGUAGCCGGGGAAAAUCAUCGGCCUCUGAGCGCUUAGUGACUUCCCUGUUAAAAUAAUGUACAUCUACAGUGUCUUUGUUUUGAUACAAACAGGCAUCCCGCUUUUAUUAAGAGGUUUUGUUAAUGGGAUUUAAUUAUGGAUGAAGGAAUGGAGGUACCAAAACAAGGUCAAACCUACCCUUGCCUAUCUUUCACUGAUAUAACAAUUUACGUGCAAAAAGAUAGUGAUUUUUGAGCAAUUUUUCAUUUCCAUCAAAAUCGCAACACUGGCCCUUCAUGCCUUUCAUUAUUGUUGCUCUGAGGUAAUCAGUGUUGUUUUGUUGUUAAAUUUGUCAGAUUCUGAUGAUCCAAUCAAAGUAUCACAAGAUUCAAGAGAUACUGGAGGGAGAAAGGCUCAGUCAAGGAGUCAAGGUGUGCCAUUAGAGGCAAACAUACAAAGUUCUCUUCUGUCAGCUGCUGCACCACUCGUCUCCACCGGUGUUGCCUCCCCUGUGGAGGAGUCGCCACGAUCUGCACAGGAAUCCCAGAGUGGGGAGGAGAGUGGUGCAUAUAGUGAAGAUACAUUUCCAGUGAGUUGUUUAUUUUAUUGACUGAUAUUUGUUUUCUAUAAUAUUAUUUCUAACCCUUGGAUGAAGUUUUUGUUACAGUGCUUGUUGUCUUCAAGGCCUGUCAUUUAGUGCCAUGAAAGGUCUUUAAGUUAGUAUUUGUUUGCUGGAGAGAGAGGCAAAAUUCAGGAUGUCGAGUUAAGUCCUAUGUUACCCUGUGACAGUAAAAAUCUGCAAAAUAAUUAUUUGCAGUCGCUUUUUUUUUAAAUAAUAAUAUUAAUUAUGCUAAUUUUCACUUUUUUCUUCGAUGAACUUAAGUUGUAUUUCAUGAAAAGCCUUGCAUUUGUUUGUUUCCACAUGCUAUGAAACCCAUUUUACACUUUUCUUUGUCAAGUUCAUUUUAUAAGGAUGGUUUUGGGAAUAAGACAGCUGGAUUAAAAUUGGUCAUGUAGGGAUCUCUAGUGAUAAAAACGCAGAUUUAAGCAUUAUAUUGAGCAAGAGUUGUUUAAAAAAUAAUUAUUAAAAGAUAUUGAGGUGAAGUAAGAUAGUAUUAACUGUUGUGUCAGAAAUAUUAGUGUUCUACUUUGUUUAGAAUAUUUUUGCUUUUUGUUUACUUCUGCAGGAUGGUGCUUUUGUUGUUGAUUUGGAAAAAAAGGAAGGAAGUUUGGGGUUAAGUGUCAGUGUAAGUAUGAUUGCUAGAUUAAUACACAACGACGAGUUUAAAAUGCUGCUGAGCUACAUGUGCUACUAUCAGGUAAACACCCCAUUUGGCAUUUUUCAGGACUCCUUUGUGACUCAGGGAGAAAAUGGGAAUGAAAAAUAAUAAUUUAAUAAUGUAUUUGGUGAGCUAGCCCAUUAGCCAAGCUGUCUUACUUUACUGGGCUCGCUAACCUAUGGUUGUUUAUUCCUGGAAAUAUUGUUGUGUUUAUAUGAGAGGUGGCUGGGCUAGCCUACUUGCCAAGAUCUCGGCAAGCAAGUGUUUUUUGAGCUUUGCAGAACAAAACCUCGUUUUUUUUUUUAAUUUAGCUUGUCCUUUGGACUUUCAAGUAGCUUUUGUAAUAUUAAUUUUGCUUGCUUGGGAUAUAUUUUUAUGCUUGUAUUAAUGACUCAUGGUGUGUCGGAACACAUCCAACAUACCAUGAGACAAGUUGCAGCAACACGUUGCACUGGCAGGUCACUCCUUGAGUACAGGUCAGGCAACUGGUUGCAGCAACAUGUUGGGGCAACAUGUCGCAGUGACAAAUUGCUUCAUAAUAAUAACAAUAACUUUAUUUAUAUAGCGCUCAUAUCCUGAGCUCAUGGCGCUUGACAAUGUUAAAAAGGGAAAAAAUGAAAUAAUUUACAUACCACAAGCAUGGAAUUAAAAAAUAUUUAAAAAAUCUAUUUACAAUCCAUAUAUUACAGGUCUUAAAAUCAUUUUACAAAAACAAAGACCCACUCUCUAAAAAUUGCCCAAAAAUAUAUGUUUUCAGUCCUCUCUUGAAACCAGUUAAAGAUGGUGACUUGCACAAAUGUAAUGGUAGCGAAUUCCACAGUUUAGGGGCACACGGUGUACUGUGCAACUCUUUGUCGGAAUUUUGUUGCUGCAACAAGUCGCAAAAAAUCAAAUCAGACUGAAUUUGUGCAACUUGUUGCAGCAACAAAAUUCUAUUGUAUCGACAACAAUUUUACCAAGAAUUCUCCAGUACACAUGGAGCAAUUUUGUCACUGCAACAUGUUGCUGCAACUUGUCGCCUAGUGUAUUAAAUGUCUGGACCAUUGAUCAUCAGGCAAGCAAGUAUGAAUAUUUACUUUUCCUGGACAACCCAACAGCACUUUUUCCAAGUAAUUAAUUAAUCAAUGGUGUUAAAAUCAACAGUUUAAAAAGUAUCUGGGUGUGACCAAUUAAUUAACUGUAACGCAUCAAAGUUUGUUUGUUUUUUGUUUUUUUUUUCCUUACUGGUUUGGAAAUGGCAUGAGAUUUGCUACCCAGUUACAAAUGGCUCUAACUUAGGGUAUAUUUACUUUGUGUUUUCGUCUAUUAUAAUAUUUUUUUAAUCUCUUAUUUUAGGGUGGAAUAAAUACUAGUGUCAAACUUGGUGGAAUCUACAUCAAAUCACUUCAGCCAAAUGGACCCGCAGACUUGGAUGGCAGGGUUCGUGUUGGUGACCGCAUCCUGGCUGUGAAUGGCAUCAGUCUGAUUGGAGUCACGCACAAGCAGGCAGUGGAAACCAUUAAAAUGGCUCCUCAUCGGACAAGGCUUGUUUUGGAUCGGUCAGUUCCUGUUAAUGUUCCAAAGUCAACUGGAAAAAAGACUCGGCCACAGGCUACAGAUAAACCCUUCACAGUGGAGCUUCUAAAGGGUGUUGGGGGUCUGGGACUCAGUUUGGUUGGUGGCAAAGGAGCUGGGGAGGAGCAUGGAGGUGAUGGUGUAAUCUACCUAUAGUCCUUUUAAUGGGCUGUGUGAUACUGUAAUCAUGGGUAUUUACCAUUAUGAAACAUUAGCAUAAGAAGUUGUGAAACGGGUAAACUGAAGGCGGAAGUAUUACAUCUUCCUAAGUCUUGGGCUCAAAUUUUGUGUUUAAAUGAUUUGGAUUUGGUCACUAUGCCACUAUUAUUUGUUUGACCUUUGCUUUGAAAACAGUUCAAACAGAGUAGUUUUUUCCUUCCUCUCUUUCAAACGAUAAUAAUUAUAAUAAAGUGAAGAAGAAUCACAAACUAAAAGAACUUUAACUGAUGAUUAGUUUUAUUAAAAACACCCCUUAAUCAUUUUUUACAAAUGUAAUUCUCCAGUAUUGGUAAACAGUUAGUGAUUAGUGAUCUAGACUGAAGCAAAUCUAACAGUAGCAACAUUACAAGUUUUUCUGAGAAUGUUAAUAAACUAAGUUUGCCACAUAAUAUAAAUGGUGAGUUGACGCAACAGGACGGCCGAAAGAAGAGGGCGGCAAAACGCUUGUGUGUGACAAACUUGACGUGGUUAUUACUUGUGCGUUUUGUGAUCUUCACUUCCCAUUUAUGCUUUCUGGAUUUUUACAAAAAGAUCUGUUUAAAAGAGGAUGAAGUUUGGCAGAAACUAUUGUCACCCUUGUCACUCAAGGUUUGCUGUCUUCUUUCCUCUCCUGUCCAGUUACGUAAGCUCACUGAUGUUGUAGGGGAAAGAACAACUUAUGAAUAAUAAGCAUGUCAAGAAACUGGAAUGAGCAUAAUAUUGUGGCUUGCAAGUAGUACUUAUGUUGAACUUGUUCAUAAAAUGUUACCUUUGUAGUAGUUGUUUUUCCGAUCAUUAUCAUUGUAGUUUAAUUUCUAUUACCUUUUUUAAUUGUUUGUGUGAGUGUCCGUACUUAUCACCCCAUACGAUACCUUUCUAGGUUUCCUCAGAAUCAAAAAGAUGUUUCCAGGGCAACCUGCAGCUUCAUCUGGUAAACUUCAGAUAGGUGACAUUGUGCUGGAGGUGAAUGGAAAUAGCAUGCAAGGUGUAACCCACCAGGAAGCCAUCAAUCUAAUACGCACUGGGCCAACGGAAGUAAAACUUUUGGUCAAAAGAGAACCAUCUUCUAUCCCUCAAUCACUUCUGCAAAGGUCAGGGUCAAAUGCUAGUGAUGUGGACCCUGCCCAGAUUCUUGCGGACAUACAGAAUAAGCUGAAGGCUGACUCGCCGUCACUGAGUAAAAGAUCAUCUGAGUCAUCAACAAGAGGGCAACUAUCAAAUGCAAGCUCACUUGAAGUUAGAGAUGAAGUGCCAAUAACCCAAGAAGCAGCUGUCAUUAACGAAGCACCCGUUAGUUUGAGGUCAAGUCUGAUAUCUGAGGAGUCAGCUAAGCAGAUUGCUCAGUCCAAUCACCCCAACCUGGCUAGCAGGUUGUCAGAACCAGUUGUAAUACAGGCUAGGAAAGAACACGAAACUUUAGCAGCAACUAACUCGCUUCCUAACAUUACAUCAGUGAGGCCAAAGGAUAUUCCAAAAGUGAACAGACAGGAAGCGUUUCAACACAGCACAGAAGAGGAAGAUGCAGAUGCAACUUCUCUCGGUGAUGCACCAUUAGCAGAAGAUGAAUCUAGCGAUGUUGAAGACUCAAGGAGAUCCUCUUCAAUUGACAUUGUUCCUCCUGAUCGCUCUAUAUAUGAUGAACAGAGUGUGAGGGAGCUUAUGGAAAAGCUUUCCACAGUGGAAUCUUCAGAGGAUGAAACUGAUCUUAAGGACACAGGAAAAAUGUCUUUGGCUAGUAACAAGCCGAUUUUACCUGUUUUACAGGAUGAGGUUUCUUCCUCUUCAUCAGAAUCAGAAGAAAGUGAUGUGGAAAAAGAACCAAUAAUGAACAACACAGAUCAAAAGUCAAUCCUGGUCACUGAUAUUAAAGAGGAUGUAAAACCAAGAAGCUUGACUCCACAGGAGGAGGUUAGCUGGCAAUUAAUUACUAUACUAUGAGAUUAUUUGUAUAGGUAAUAGCAUGAUUUGUAGUGAUAUUUGGCAUAAAUACCACAAGUGAUAUUUCAAAAUUGUUAUAGGUAAUUUCACGAGCCAUUAGGCAAUUGAAAUUUGAGACAAUUUUGAAAUAUCACGAGUGCUAUUUAUGCCAAAUAUCACGUACAAAUCUUGCUAUCAUUUGUUUAUACUAAUACCCGCGAAAGGUUUGUAAUUUUCACAUGCAGGUAUUUCAAAUUAAGCUGAAAUACCACUGCUCUGAGCCAAUAAAAUUGCAGAAAUUUCUCAUGUAGUAGUAUAAAAAAGAAAAGAAAACAAUUCUUAGAUUACUAGCAAAAGCAGUUGCAACAUGACUGCAAGAGGUUUAAUGGCAAACUACAACAGCCUAACUUGCUCUUGUUUGGUUCACACCAGGUAUUGUACAUAGAGUUGACCAAAGGCUCUGGUGGUCUUGGCUUCACAUUAGCUGGUGGUGCCAAUACUGUAGGAGGAUGUUUUGUUCGUGACAUUGUGGGUGGUCCAGCUAAAGAAGAUGGGCGUUUGCAAGCAGGCGAUCAAAUACUAGCGGUAAGGAAUCAAAAAUGCUGUGUACCCUCAGUGUUAAAAACAUUAGUCAGUAGUGUUGGAGGUUAGGUGCCGCAUUGGUAGUGACAGAGGAGAGGUUGCCAUGGCAACCAUGCCACAGCCUACCUUGAGGCACCUGUCAACACAGCACCAAUGAAUUCUUACCCAAACAGGGAACAAAAUGAAGAAGAAAGUGUAGUACGUUUGAGUGUCAAAUAAUAUUAUUUAGCACAGCAGUACUCAUUGAGGACAUUAUUUUUACAUCUCCCUGUGGAGACAGGACUGCCAUUUUGCAUAGUCAUCUUACCCACACAAACAUCUUGCAGUUUGCAGGGCAAAGGAAGUACCUUCAUUUCUUUGGUUUUUUUUUUUAAGAUUUGGAGUAUUGAUCUGGCCCUGGGAAUCGAACCCACGAUCUCCCAUUUUGCAGUCAAGUGCUCUACUGACUGUUAUCAUCUUUUUUUUCUGGCAAAAUCUAACCUUUAGUUGGGUUUUUUGAACUUUUUGGCAGACUACUGCUGAGGUUUACCAAGGUCAAAGGAGUGUUACAGAUGUAUGUUAUGUUGAACUCAGUUUUCAUUAAGUCUGGCAUUCUUUCUGUUAGGUUGAUGGAGAGGAUAUCUCAUCAAUGAAGCAUAUGGAUGCUGUAAAUGUUCUACGAGCCACAAAACAGACUGUUAAACUUAAAGUUUUGAGACGACCAGCUGGGGUGAGCUGUGUGGAACAGAUGCUCAAAUGUGUAGUCUGAGUGGAGUUUAUUUUUUGUUAAGAUACAUACCGCUAUUUUGAGAAAGGUUGUCCAAAAAAUGUGCAUGUGACAAUCGCAAAAAGGUAAUAUAGGAUAUGAUCAAUACACUGUUCCUGAUGACUGCAGUUGUUGAACCUACUUUUGUUGCUUUCCUUUAGCACUGGCAAACAUAUGUCUAUAGCCUCUCGUGCCAUUCUUUCAAUUUCUUUGAAGAAUGUUCAGUGAACUCAACGCCACUUGCAAUACCUUUCGGGAUUGUCACAUUCACAUGUCCUACAACCUUUCUUGAAAUAGCUGUAUACUUGUACAUCACAUAAAGUAAAGUGUCCACUCUCUGGUAGAUAAGCUGCACUCCACGUGUGGUAGUCAGGAGAAGUGCUUAUUAAAUUACUAUUUUCCGAAUUAAUGUUGGUUAGAUAAUACUGUAAUGAAGGUCAAAGAGCUUUUAUAAACCUAGAUGAGCUGUCUCAGACGAGGGGUUAACUUUAACCAACAUGCUGUGUACUUCAAAAAAUUGAAGAGAACCCAGUGCUCUGAACCUGUAAAAUCCAGGGUACCCAGCAUAUGAUUUCUAUGUGAAUACUGAGAUUUCGUUUCCCUACACGCAAAAUGAAUUUACUAUGUUUUUCAAAACUUGCCCUCACUUUAACCGUUUUUUUUUUAUGUGGUUGCAAGUUUAUCUUGUCUGCAGUGCUUGUAAAUAGAGAACUGGUUGUCCCUUGUCUGUUAGGGGUUAUGUUCUGUUUCGAUUAUUAAUACCAGUUCUGGCCUUCCUUGCGAGCCUGUAAAAAAGUGAUCUCGAGAAAUUGUCACAGCAGGUCAAGUGUACCCCCAUAGAUGCCAUUAAUGAAUCAAUUAUUUGAAAAAUGCAUCCAGUCACCAUUGCCGUAACCAGUAUCUCAUAGAUGAAUCUACAAUCUACAGCUAACAAUGGAUUCAACUUUUGAAUGAUAAUUUCAUUAAUAGAAUCUUGGGGGGUACGCUCGAGUUGGCUUGACUGUAAAACUCGUGUGUUUUGUUGUAUAUGUAGUUUGUGGGGUCGACCCAAUCAGGAACUGUGGAGGUGGUUAACUUAACAAGAACUUCCCAGGGAAGAAUAGGGCUGCUAAUUAAAGAGGGUGACGAUCACAAGAUAUAUGUGGAGGAUGUUGUUCCAGGAGAACCCGCAGCUACGCAGGGAGAUCUUCGGCAGGGAGACAGAAUACUGGAGGCAUGUAUUUUUUUACCUAUCAAUGCCAACAAUAAAUAAAGUGCCUGGGAAAAGCUCCGAGUGACUUCCAUGAUUCUCCUUUAAGUUGCUUUAACGGGAGAUUUUAGUGGUGUGGGUUUGGGGAGGGGGGUACAUGUACUUAUGUGCCAUUAUUUCAAGUGUCCCUUAAACUGUAUGGCCAUAUUCCAUGUAACCCUCAAGAAGUAAAGUACUUUUCAUUGUGGUCCAAAUACUAUAGAAUGAAAUUUAAAAACAAAAAAAAUUUCAAAUGUGAUUCCAAAUGUUAAAAACUCUGCAAUAUAGCAAUAGGGUAUAAGAAUUUUUGCAUUAAAAAGAUUUUAAAAAUUCUGAAUAUGCCUAAUGGCAUUUGUUUUGAAGGUGAAUAAUGUUAUCCAGAUACAAAUUAUCCACUGAUAACACAAUUGGUUUUCCUAAUACUCAGGCAUCCACUGGAUUGUGAUUUUAUCUGGUGUAUAUAGCGCUAUCUGUCUUUUCAUCGGCCAGGGUCUGGUAAUAUUAACUGUUAAUUACCAUACUUGUAGAUAAACAGUACCAAAGUGGAUGGCCUGGGCUUUGUUGCCGCGAGGCAGCAUCUUGAUGCUGCCAGGCCAGUUGCGCGACUGCUUGUUGAAAGAAGACCAAGGCUGGCAGAGUCCAAGUAUGCCAUGUCCAAAGCGAAUUCAACAGACUCCAAAGCACCUAAUAAAUCCUGGUCAGUGGAUUCGCCAGGUACAAAUACUGCAGCUUCUAGUGAUGAGAAUGACAGUGUGUUCUUAAAGGACAAGGACGAGGAUGGAAUGAAGGAGAAUGAGAAUGAUGACGAGGACUCUCAGGUACCUUUCUGUUAGUUUACCUCAAUAUAGAUUAGCCCGAAUUUAGUAGAAAAUGACUUUUGAAUAAACAAAAUUAACGUGAAAGAGAGGGUAACAUUUCAAAAUGAAGGAGGUUUAUGUGACAUUCACAAAGAUGCACAAUUUGUUGAGACAAUGGGAACAAAGUUAAACGUAUAAUCCAAAAUUGAGACCUUGUUCUUGGCAUGUUAUUUCCCUAAACAUAUGAAGGGGGUAAAGCGGAGAAAUCUGGCUACUUCAAGGGUUCUUCACAGUUUCACUGUUACUGGUGGAUCUCCACCCUGAUAAAAAUAAUAGUCUUUCUCAAGUGUCAAGAAAGUCAGAAGUGUAUCGAGAAUUUGGGGCCAAAAUAAUGGAAAUUAAGGUCAUUGAAAUUAAUGUUUACAAAAAUUAAUGCGAUUUAAAAAUUAACACCAAUUUUUUAAAUUCUUGUUAAUUUCAUUAAGUUUUACAGUCAAACCAAGUCAAGCGUACCCCCCAAGAUUCUAUUAAUGAAUUAAUUAUUUGAAAAAUGAAUCCGUUAGUCGUUCCCGUAACUGGUGUCAAAUUCAAAGCGGUAUUUCUGCAUGCGUAAUGAGCAGUGAAUAUUUUACGAGAACUUCUCCGUAUUUGGUCGGAUUGGAAAUCUUUGAAUGGAUUAAGCUUCUUAGAAGACAUUUACAUCAAUUUCAGGAAAAUGGAGCUGGUAGAAAUUUCAUAACUGCCUCGUGUGUGAAUUCACGGCUCAUUACACAUGCAAGAAUGCAGAGAUCAAUCUGAAAUCUACAACUAGCAACGGAUUCAACUUUUGAAUAUUAAAUUCAUUAAUGGAUUCUUGGGGGGUACGCUUGACCUGGUUUGACUGUAAUUUCCUAUCAUCGGGUCAAAGUUACAAAGGUCUCCUUACAGAGGUCUCUUUUUGGAUGCCCUUGUAAUACAAACACAUUGCUACUAAGAGAACCUUUACUAUACAGACAUCUGUGCAUCUCUUGCUUGCUAGUCAUGUAUGCUGAAUGCAAUAAACUUUCACUCUUAAUUCUCUUACUUAUCUUCAUCUGUUAUUUGCUUUUUGUGCAGGGUGAACACUUCAAUGUAACACUUUGUAAAGGACCACGUGGGUUUGGUUUCAGUUUAGUUGCUGCCCCUACAUUCAGCUCAGAUGUAAGUCAAGUGACAUCUAGCGCUACUGCUACUGAAAGCCUUAUUUUUUAUACAGAAACCUAUUUAUAACAUGCUGGUUAUGCCUGUAAAGUUCUGUACACAGCCAGGACUGUACAGAGGGGCAGUCGGUGUCUUUAUGUACCCCUUUUCACUACUGGCCAAGACUAAGUUUAGGUUUUACAUACCCUUGUGCUAUUUGUCUGACUGUGUAAGCUGGCUUACAGUCAAACCAGGUCAAGCAUACCCCCCAAGAAUCCAUUAAUGAAUUUAUUAUUCAAAAGUUGAAGCCGUUGCUAGUUGUAGAUUUCAGAUUGAUCUCCGCAUUCGUGUAUGUGUAAUGAGCCGUGAAUUCACACGCGAGGCAGUUAUGAAAUUUCUACCAGCUCCAUUUUCCUGAAAUUGAUGUAAAUGUCUUCUAAGAAGCUUAAUCCAUUCAAAGAUUUCCAAUCCGACCAAAUACGGAGAAGUUCUCGUAAAAUAGUCACUGCUCAUUACGCAUACAGAAAUGCCGCUUUGAAUUUGACACCAGUUACGGGAACAACUAACGGAUUCAUUUUUCAAAUAAUCAAUUCGCUGAUAGAAUCUUGGGGGGUACGCUUGACUUGUUUUGACUGUAAUGCACCCAAAUAGAGAAGACUGAUCUCUACUUUUCAGGCCAAAAAUAUAUAACAAUGAUCAGGGAGGUUGUGUUUAGUAUAGCCCUCUCACACUUGAUUAAGCUGAUUCCUUGCCAAGUUGACUUGUCUUGUCCAUUUCCCUAAAGCUAUGACCAAUUCUCUUUAGUAUCAGCAGUCUUUAGUCUAAAUUCUAAGCUUGAGAAUUUAGUACUAUUUGAGGGUUUGUAUUUUGUGGAGGUCAAAAGAGAAAUUGAAAAUAAUGCCAGCAGUAAGAACACAAUUUUAGUUAAUUGCUUUCCUGUGUUCUAGGGAUGUUGCUUUUUUGUUAAGUUGACUUACAUUUUUUUUAGGCUCAUGGGAUUUUUAUCAAGACAAUUAGCCCUGGAAGUGUGGCAGAAAGUGAUGGCAGGUUGAAAGUUGGAGACCAGAUCCUAAAAGUAGGCUUUUAUUCAACACUCUCUUCAUUAUUAUUAUAUAUAUUUUUCUGUCAUGACUAAGCGCUAUAUAAACUUUGCUAUGUUAAGAGAAACCUCUGGAAGAAAAGCACAUCUCUAACAUGGACGCGUAGAGAUGCAUGCCUUCAAUUCUUCAGUUUUGCAAGUCCUAAAGAUGGCCUUUUCGGAGGCAGUUGAUUGUGGGAGCAUAUUUCCCUCGUCCAUCAUACUUUCUGAAUGUUGUUGAGUUAGAUUCAAUGAAAUUAAUAGAAAAAAGGCCAUUUUAAAAACAGGAGAAUGAGACCAUUGGAGAGUUCCUUUCAAAAAACGCAAAGACAAUGCAGAAGCACAGAGGCAACAUCGGAGGAGAAGAAGCCGGCACUGUCCUCAUGAUUUUCUUCCAAUUAUUGUUUUAAUUCAUUGAUGUGUAUUUUCAGGUGAAUAAGGAAGAUGUCCAAGGCCUCAGUCAUGCAAAAGUUAUUGGAAUGUUAAGAAAGAUCACUGGAACAGUAGAGCUGGAAAUUAACAGGUACUAUUAAUAUCAAUUUGUUGCCAUGUCUAUUUAUUUAUUUUCAAAAGAAAGAAACUUAAUAAGUAUAAAUACGAAUAAUAUUAAUUGAAUGGCAUCAUUCAUGUCAGUCAUUAGAUCUUUCCGUAGCUUCAUUUUGACAAAUACUCCUCAUUUGGUAAAGAAAGGUCUCAUUGGUUUUUAUUAUGAUGUUAACCCUGCUUGGCAGUAUUAAACUUGAUCGGUGCCACACUGAAUUUCAGGAGGGUUUGCGAGACAUUCAGUUCUAUAGUAACUACGGUUAGUAAUACCCUCAUGAUAGCAAUUAAUUAUUUACUUCAUAGAUUAAAGUUAGUACAUGAUAUGUUGAGGUCCCUCCUUACUGAAGGCCCAGCUCUUUGUAAUGCUGUAAAGAGUUGAGCAUCCAGGCUCUAUUUGCCAUGGGAGCAUCAUACUACCCCACUUUCCCACCCCAGCAGUAGAGGUCCCAACCCAUCUAGCAAUAAAUGCCUUGUGUUUGCUGGAAUGGUGGAGUAGAGGCUCUCAGUAACUAAUGAUAAUUAUUAUAUAUGGCAUUUCUUACUAUCUAUUUUAUGUUUUAAAGUUAUUUAAUUUUAUGAUUUAUUUCCUUCUCAGGCCCUCUAAGCUCUACAUGUCCGACUCAGUAAAUACCCCUCCUCUGUCACCUCUGGGUUCAUCUGCAACACAGUCAAAUGUACCCGUGACAAGAGCCCCUCUUGAACGAUCACCUCACUCUGUGGACCUUGAUAUCACACUUGAGGACAAGGAUAAGGUAUAAAAAGCAGCACUUUUUUGUAGCACUUCCAAACCAUUAAAAUCAGCCCCAGUUGUUCAUAAGUGGGUCAUGUGCCUUUGGAUAAGUGGCAGCCAAGCCAGGAAUUCCACUGAUAGCAGUUAAUUUGUGGAACACUGUGAUCUCCAUGUUUUAGCAAUAAAAUGUACGAUUAGAGGUGUAGAAUUUAAGGGUUGCAAUGGUAGUGAACUUACACUUCAGGACCAUAAAAAGUGUGGCCAUAAUAGCCUUGUAGCCAUUUACUGCAGAGGUUUAACUAUAUUUUGUUGCCUACUUUGUUUGAUCCAGUAAAAACAGUCUUUAAUUAAUUUUAUUUUGCAAUAAAUUGCGGUUCUCUAAUAGUAUAAGAAACGAUAAAAAUAGAAUAAUUAAUUUUGGGCAAGGCACUUAUUUCCAAAAAUAAUAGUGGUAUUUGAAGUAUAAACCAUUAAACUUAAUACUAACAAAGCAGUGAUUGAAGCUAAUAAUUAUUAAAAUGUGAAAACUAACAAUGAUGAUCUGGCAUAACUUAAUUUUCUCUUUUAAAGCUUAUGAUACUGUAGACAAGAUCAAACAGUUUUACCAAAUAAGGUCUGGUUGAUCAUCAUUUCAGUCAGUGGACUUAAUCAUGCUAUUAGGUUAAAUAACAGAUUAUCCUUAUAAUGAGUGAUGAAAUUUUUUGUCAUUAAUAUUUUGUAAAAUUGAUCAAGAGUACUGGCUUGUCUGUAAACUUUUAAACGUUAAGUUGCCUCACUAAUAAAGGCUAAUACUUAACUUCUUCAAUUCUUUUAUUGCAUUGCGGAGAUUAAAAUAAUCAUAAAAAAGAAACCCUGUAGCAGUUCCUCUCACAUGCUGCACCCCUUCCUGUAAUAAGAGAUAAUUACUUCCCUUAAAGCUUUAAGCUCAUGCCUAACUUUCAUUUUUAUUCAUAUCUCUAAUGCAUGCUAGAGUGGAGCCUUGCUUUACUUAAACCAAGAUUUCAACUGAGGAUUUAAAAUGCUUACUCUUCUUUUUGCAGUAAGUUUCUUCUGUGCUAAAUGAUAUAUAGAAGUGAAACAACAUGUAAAGCCAGACAUGUUUUGACCCUUAAUUAUUGAGACGCUAUUUCAACUUACUGACAACCAUAUAAUUAUAUUGUACAGUCAAACACUUUGCUCUCUGUUAUAUGUUGCUGUUAUGUACUCAGUUGUAGUACAUUUAACAAGAAACAAAACAAACAGAUUAGGAAAGUUUGAGAGUAAUUAAAUAACUGCAAACAUAAUUUUUUUUAUAGCACCCAUGUGUCAAAUGUGGGAAAUUGAAAUCUUGAAUUUAUCUAUAUAGACUUGCAAUGGCCGCCAUUUAUUUCAGAGCUUGCAAGGGAACUUCAUUGUUGUUUUGUAAAGGUGCAGCUAUAGUUACUCACAGCAGACAGAAACAAUAACAUCAUAAAACUAUUAGAAGCAGCUUUAAGUUUAUGACUGAUAAUUUUGUGACAUACUCCUAAGGUCAAUAGACAGGAAAAUCUUAGCCUGUUUAUUUGAGUUACUAUUAAAAAUUGUAUUUAUCAAAUAAUACAGUAAUAAAUAUUAAUAUUAUUUGUCUCUUGUUAAUAUUUAAUAAUUGCAUCAGUGAAAAUUAAAAAAAAAAAAUAACAAGCAAGCAAUAAAGAUCAUUUUAUAACUGCCUUUACUAAAGCUGUAUAAUUAGAAUUCACAAGUUAUUUAGUUAAGUCGGUAAACAGCCUACCAUCAGUAAUUACUCGGUAAUUGUUAAAGCUUUCAUAAGGACAUUUAGGUUUCCAUAAUAAUAAUAUUAUUUUCAUUUUAAAUUUUAUACUGUUUUGUAACACCUUUACUCAAAUAUUUUUGGCACAGAGCUUGAACCUGGAAGGAGAGGAUAACUUAACAUAAAUCAUAAAAUUUUAUGUUUUUAGACCAAGAAUGGGUGGUGGUAAAGGAGUGGCCGGGAUAUCGUCUUGCUUUUCUGUUUCACUUUUGUCUUGUAAGAUUAGUAAAAUACCCAGAUUUCCAGGAUUACAAGUGUUUUCAUCAUUAAGUUGUUCUAGAAUAGUGCUUUAAAAACGUUGCAAGGUUUUGGGCUUUCUUAAUAUUCCCCAUUCCUUCUUAAAAGGCCUUAGUGAUGACUUAAUUGGGCGUCCUUUAAAUGUUGUUGUGUCUCUACUUCAUUUAGACACUUACUGGAUCAACAGACAUACAAGACGAAGAUGAUGUCACUGAACUUUUGAAUGCCAUUUCAGCAGCAAAUAAUACCCCUGUGCCUCCCACAGAUAACGUCAAAUCCAAACCCAAGCUAAACAAAAGAGACACUGAUAUAGUGUUAUCCUCUUUACUUGAAUCACUGCAGCCCCCACCCUCACCCCCAGAGUCCCUACGGUCUGUGGACCCCAGGGAGUUUGACUCUCAGUGGGAGAGUGGUUACAGUGACAAUGAAGCUCCACGAGAUCUUGUUUCAAGUAAAUCUCGACAAAGUUUGGAGAGGAACGAUUCUCAGCAAACUUUCAAUUCCCUCGCUGUUCAACAUAGUAUUACAAAGCAGCUGGAUUCUGCAUCAGAUAAUGACAUUACAACUGACAAUGAUGUUAAUGACAGUAGCAAUGAUGGUGACGAUGAUGAUAUUGACAUGGAUAAUGAGGAUGUGUUUGACAUGCUGAGGGACAACAGUCAGCUUGUGAUAAGUAUGCUCAACAAUGAUAAGCCUGAAUCAACUGUGGAAGUAAACAAUAAUGUAGGACACAAAGACAGUUCCCCGACACCGAACACUCUUGAAGUAGAUGCACAUUCUGAUGUACCUCCGCCAAUCCCUACCACACCUCUUCCAUCAGAUGAUGACGAGCCCCCAGUAAAACCUCCACCAAGAAGGGAAUCACUUCCCAAGUUUUCAGGAAAUUCUAGCACCGAAGAAUCUUACUCUUCACCAGUUGUUAAUGAAUCUGUUAAUGGACACAGCAGGUAAUAUUCUCGAGAUACUGUUGGAUAUAUACCCCUCGGGUGAAGGGGUGGGGGUACUAGAUCAAUAUUUGGGAAGAGGUGAGUCACUGAGCUUUUGAAAGUCUGGCCCUGUUUAGGACACCACCCUCAAUGUUAUUAUCCUUCUAGAACAAAUGACAUAAUGAAUGCCAUCUUGUUUCAAAGUUAUUUAUUGGCAAUCACAGUUGAGAAAAUUCACGUUAGUCAUUGCUUUUGUAUAUGUGGAGCACAACAAAUUUCAUUGAAAGUACAAGUCAACUCAAUCAUGCAGGCAGUACCCUGUUUACAAUUAGAACAGACUUGCCCAAAAUUCCCUGUUUAGGGCAGACAGGUCAAAAACCAUACCCUUUCCAGCAGCAUAUCCCCAUAUAGGCCAUAUAAGGGAGUACCCCCGGGAUAUACAGUGGUGUAGACAGUAAUCCUUUUUCUCAGCUUUCAUCAACACUACUGGGGGUAAAAAGGUUCGGUGGCCAAAGCAGGGUGCAAAGAAAAUCAUUUUUACAGCUUGCUAUUCGGGCAAGCUGAAGCUAGCAUUUACUAGCCCAGACGUCAUUCCAACUAGCCCAAAAGCUUUUUGACAAGCAGAAUUGAUUCCACAGUUCUUGUUAUUCAAAUUCUCAAGACACAUCACUUGCCUCUCAUGCAAGUUAAAAACAAAAUUCACUAGCCCGAUAGCAAAAUCCACCAGCCCCAGGCUAUCGGACACUACUUUCUUUGCACGCUGGGCCCAAGUUAAUAUUCAUAGCAAGCGGUUUGCUCAGGUCCUACAGGCAACUGGAUUUUACAGAUGUGCUUUCUUGAAUGCACAGAUUACCUUGUUAUAAUGUACCUGAUGGUCUGUGAAUGUGAUGAAAUUGCACUGUAGGAUAUGACACCCAGUGUUGUGGUUAUAGGUUUCUCUGAUUUUCCUAUAAUUGACUUUGCUAGUAAAGUUAAGGCAGAGAAACAAAAAUAUUUCACAUCUGCCAGCUUUAAGUUAACAAUUUGCAUCCAAUGAAAAAAAUGUGGAUGUCAAAGACUUCAAAGAACUUUGAUCAGCACUAUGAUCUUUAUUUUCCACUUUUUUAUAGUGGUGAUGAAUUGACAGCUCCCUCAGAACCUUUGAUUGAUGUACUUGAAGGUGGUCAGUAUUCAGGAGAUAACCUUGCUGAGCUCAUCAGAAGUGUGAAGGAAAAAAUACUAUCUAACAUCCCUGCUGAAGAGUUUAGGGUUUGUAUUACUUUUAAAGACCUUCUGUUAGAACGUGAAUUGCUUUUUUCAUCAGUAAAAUUAUCAGUAGCUCAGAAGCAGCGAUGUCUUGGACAUGUUCAAUACACCUAAACAAAGUCCUUCUUAAAGUUUGAGUAAUGUUGCAGCAAUUUGCUGUACACUAUCACAGAAGAAUUAUAGACAACAGCUUCUUAUUAUGGUGAAACCUUGAUAUAAUGAACCUUGGUGUAACAAAUGAUUUUCUCUGCCCCAGUAAUGGUAAAAUAUAUGAAAAAAAACCUCGAUGUUACUAAACCUUGUAGCGAACAAAUUUUGCCAGUCCCUUGGCCCUUCAUGAAAUGAAGAUUCCACUGUAUUAUAUUUUCAUGUUUUAAACUAAAACAAGAGACAAAAAAAUUCUUUGUUCAUGUUUUUCAGCUAUAUGAGGGUGGAAACUGAGGGGAAGUGUCAUAGAAAUUUUCCAAGUGACAAUGACAUUUGUUUUGUUGAAGUUGACAAAAAACUCUGACUUCUUUCCCAACUUUGUGUUAACUUUUUUCUUGUAGGCCUUGAGGGAAAUAAAACAAACAGAUGGAUGUGACUCAGGGAAAAAACCAGCAAACAAGGAUAAAAACAGAUACAGAAAUGUGCUGCCAUGUAUGUUGUACUUAACUGCUUAUAAACAGUAAUAGCUCAUUUGAGUUCAUGAAGCAGGUGUUAUGUUGAUGCUACAAGCAGCCAUGCAAAUGCAGUGCAUGUGGAUUGAAUGUGGGGGUUGUGGAUUGGGGCACUUUUAGUUUCCCUUUGCUACCCACUAUCGAUGACCAAGUAACCUGACCGAAAAGGCUUUGCUAAUAGCAAUAUUGUAUUAACGUUACUCCAUUAGCUCAAUCUCUCUACUUUAAAAUUAAUCAGCAGCCCAUUUGGGCUAGCUACUAUUAAAUGGAUAAUCCAUCAACUCUUCACAUCUGUACAGUGAUGAGUAUAAAUAUAUAUCUUAUCUAGUAAAAGAUAUAGUAUGACCCUCAAAAGAUCAAUUUUCUAUUAUCAAAAUAUUUCAAACUUGUAUUAAUUUCGUUUUGGUGACAUGCCUGAUUCUAAAGGAAAUUAAAUUUACAUUUCAGUUGAGAAGACCAGGGUCCAAUUAUCUAGAGAUGGUGAUGGUGAUUACAUAAAUGCCAGUCAUGUGAAGGUACCAGUGGUAUACUUAAUUCCUUUUAGUAACAAAUGUUGCAAUCACCAAAACAAAUAGCUGAGGUAUUGAGUAGGCAGUAUCCAAAACUUACAUGAUACAUAAGCCAUGAGAUUCAGCAUCACUCAGCAAAAUACUCAACCAGUACUGAUAGAUUCAAGUUUGACUUUCAGAAAAGUGCUAAAAAACAGUCAAAAAGGAAAUUUUUUUACCUUGUAAACUUUUAUAUUAAUUUUACUUCUUUUGUUGCUUAUUCCAGAUUCCUGUUGGAGAUGAUGUUUAUCACUACAUUGCAACUCAGGUAUAUUUUGUUGAAUGAAAUAUUUCCUUUUAUGGCUAUAGGGUCAAUGACUGUAAAUGGUGACUUUUUUUUCGACUUUUCUUGUGUGAAGUAAAUUGAUCGAUUCUAAUUCUUUAAAGAAUCACUCAAAACUGUAAAGAAAUUCCUUUUUUCAUCUGGUUGUGACCUAGUAAAUUUUUAAAAAAUAGAUAGCCCCCAAUCUGGAAAAUUAUUUAAGAUACACCGUAUAUGGGAAAUGGUUAAAGGAGGGUUUAUCUCAGUGUAAGAACCCAUGUACUUUUUCCUUGUCUUACACCUUUUGGUUUCUUAAGUUCUUUAGUGUAACUUCUUUGUGUUCUUUGCUUUACAUCACCCAUACCUUUUACAAAUUUUUACAGCACGGAUUUGCCAUAAUGGGUGGUUUGUGCUUAAAAUUUGUUGUUCUUAUAUUGGUGUUCCAGGGCCCUCUUCCAAACACCGUACAAGAUUUUUGGCAGAUGGUCUGGGAACAAGAAGUUGUCGUUAUUGCCAUGGUAACACUAGAGCAAGAAGGAGGAAAGGUAUAUAUUAGCAUGUUUUCAUGGUCAGAUGGAGGAUAUCGCAGAAAAUACUUUAAUUUGAAGAUAUUUAUUCAGUAGAGUGUUUUGUGAAAAUUAUUAAGAUUCUUUGGAGGAAAAGCCUCUUUUGGAGCAUAGUGGAACUCUGUCAAUACAGACACCAAGGGGAUAUGCUACAAUCAGCUCAUGAUUGUGACAAUGAAAAUAGACUGUGUGCAGGGAACCAGUGUGUAUAAAGCAGGGUUGACGAUGAUAUGAGUGUUUGAAAUUGCCUGUGUCCGUAUUGAGUUGGUUAAUUUUAGAGAAUGUAUAUGAGCUUUUCUUCGGGACAAACAAAACUGUCCUUAUAAUAUCAUAAGGGUGUCCAUAGUAAGUGGGUGACCAUAGAGCAGAGUCCAUGUUAGUGUCACCACCAACUUCACUCUAGCUCUUCACUCUAGCUCCACCAUCAGGCAAUAACAUUAAUUAUACUAUUCAACGGGCAAAGAAAGUCCUGUCCUAUAUCCUGGGGUUAGGGGUUUUUGUGAAUUCAUCGGGCCAGUGAAUUCUGGUCUUAACUUGCCCAACAAGCAAGGCUAAGUGGCAUUUUUAGGGGAAUUCAAAUUAUAGAAGUACUGAAAGACAAAUUGCUUAAAUUCCUUCCAAUUUCACGUGGAUUGAAAGCUGUUUUUCAAGCUGAUCAUUCUGACAAAGUGAAAUUAUUUCAAGUAUUACUGCAAUGAAUAUAUAAAACAAGUAAUCUAAAAAAACUAAAAGUGCAAUGAUUCUUGGGCUAGUACAAGCCAGGCUUGCCCGUAGGGACAAGAUGUAAAACUGACUUUCUUUUAGCCUGUAGAGCUAGCCGUUUUUUGGUGGGUUGUUACAUUUGUGGCUCGUAAAGUAAUAGAUUCAGCUGCGCAAAAGCUAAACUGAGAAAGAAAAGGAAAGCAGUGUGGGAGGGGGCGAGGGGAGAAGGCGGUGAGAAAAACUGCCUGCAAUCAACCCCAUGAGAUUUUUAAAACGCCCUUCCAAUCUUGUGAGCAAAGGAGUUUGGCGUACACGUGAUGUGACAUGUUUUGAAGUCUGAUGCCAGCCAGCAAACUGUUGCUCCAAAGGUUCGUUGUUUUUUUUUGUUAUGCAAGCCAGUUGUUUAUGACCAUUUAAUUUUUUUUUGGUCUAUCGGGGCUUUCCGCUCAUUAUUUACCAGGAAUAAUUUUGUUUAUUGGAAUUGGAUUGUUUCACUAUCAGACAAAAAUACUGAUUUUUUUUUUAACAAAAGUCUCAUUUGGAGUAAAAAAUAAUGACACAUUGUAGGACAAAAGCAAAAGCAAAAGUUCACACACAAAGCAACUGUUGGCAUUGAGAGCUAUUUUUUUCUCCUUUUCCAGAAACAUUUCUCGUUCAGAACAGCAUGCUUGCUAUUAAGAAUAGAGUGCUAGAACUGCAGAACUUCAACUUGACGUGUCAAAUACUGGCGAUGAAUAUUUUUGAUCGAAGCCACAUUACAACAGUACUCCUUUGUAUUUUGUAUACACUGGGAAUAUGGCAUCCGCUGACAGGUUGACAUUCUGUCAGCCUAUCAGGAAUGCCGUUUGCUUAGUCCACUUUUUGGACGCAGUUUCAAAAAUCUCAAGGGGUUGAUUGCAGGCAGUUUUUCUCACUGCCUUCUCCCAUUGCCAUGGCCCCUGCCCCAUCAUUUUCUGUUUGGACCUCUGUUCAGAUUUUGUGCAGCUGUAACUCUUACUUUGCGAACCAUAAAAAAAAAAACAGCAAAAAACUGCCAGCUACACGGGCUAACUUUCUUUGCACCCUGUUUAUUGGUUGUACAUUUGUUUGAGAAGCCUGUACUCACUAGCGAGACGUGGUUAUGUGUAAUAAAAAUUAUUAUGUGAAUGAACUAGCGAAGUCUAACAGUUGAAGUUAGUAACAGUGGAACCUCUUUCAACAUUCUUUUAAGUAGACAACUCUACUUGAAUUCUCCUUGAUAAAAUCACGUUGCCAGUGGCUGCUUUUAUGGACAUUCCGUUAGUGGCCCUACCCAUUUACAGACCCUUUUCCAUGGGAGUCUCGACACCUGAUUUUGUUUUCUAAUCACAUAAAGGAGGUCUUUUUAAAAAGUGAAACUGAAUUUCAUGCCAAAAUUUUACUUUAAAAAAAAUCAUAAAUAGACUCGUGUUUUAGUAAAAUAUAAAUAUUUCAAGAUGAUACCAUGAUGUGUAUUUACACCAAAACUGAAAUCCACUGAUAUGAAAAUUUCGGUAGUUAUUUAAAUAUCAGUACUAGUUUUAUGUACUUUAUUUGCUAGUUUUAGCGAUUGCUGCAAUGUUGUCAUUUUCCCACAGGUGAAAUGCCAUAGGUACUGGCCAAACACUGAGGAUGAACCUGUAGUAUAUACAGAAAGGUUAGUGUAUGCUGUUUCUGCAACUGCUGCUAAUUAACAUAUCAAUUAUGCUGUCACCAGCAGCAUAUAAGGUUCUUGGAAAUCAGAUCAUUAACUCCUUAAACCCUAAGGUCAACAUUUAUAAUUUAUUCUCUGCACUAUUUUCCAUCUUUUUUGCUGUUGUGUACCUAUGUGGAGAAUUUGAAUUGUUAAACAAUCAGACCCUUUUUUGUUAGAGAUCCUUUCCUUUACUCUCAAGACCUUAAACCCUCAAGAAGGGUUAUUUAAGGACUAGUCAGAUUUUGGUCACUCUUACUGUUAGGGUAUACAGGGUUUUAUUUGUCUGAUAUCUUUUUUUUUUUCACCUUUUUACAUGACAGAGUAGUAUUGUUAUUCUAGCAGAGUAAUAUUCUUGAGAGCAUAAUGCUUGAUAAAGAUUGGUAUUCGGUGAAUAAGAUGCUGUCACUAGUAAUUAAUGUUGAGCUGUUCAAGCUAAAUAAACUAGCAGUUUCAGUUGAUGUUCACUGUUUCUUACUGUCACUCUAGUAUCACAAAUUUUUAGUCAGCACGUUGAAUUUCUGUUGUCUUUGUUUCUGCAGAAUAGCAGUAAGCCUUCUAAGACAGGAAGAUUUUGGUUCAUUUAUAGAGAGAGAAUUAGAGCUCCAUGACUUUCAGGUGUGCAAAAUUUGUGCAUGUAUAUAACUUAGGUCCUGUUUUUUUUUUAUUUUUAUAUAUUCAUACUUUUGAAGCUUUUAAAAAUAUUUCCUGGUACUUCUCAUUUAGUUUGUGAAUUUUAUGUUUGUCUGAUUGAGUGCCCCUCAAGCACUUUAAAUUUAUUAAGGUAGUGCUAUUUCAAAUAUUUGUGUAAUUCUUUCAGAGGAGUGCUUUGCUUAGACUUCCAGAUUUUUGAAGGUUUUGUGUUGAGGAAAUGAGCUAGUGGGGUGCCUGUGUGGUGUUUGAGAGAGAUGAAUGUUAAGCAGAAAUGGUCUAAUUUCAUUUUCUCUCUUUUAAUUUGUAGACUGGUAAAACCAGGACUGUUUCUCACAUAAACUUUAUUACAUGGCCAGAUCAUGGAGUUCCAAAGGUAUGCUAGCUAAUACUUCAUGCUUGUACUCUCAGGUUUUCAGCGAUACUAAGAUAAGUAUGUUUGAGACUCCACUUAUCCAUGGAUCCUAAUUGACAGUGCACUGUAGGCAUUUUCUGGGUAGCCUGCAUGGCAGACUGUGCAAAAAGGUGAAGGGGAGAGGAAAAGGGAGAAAAGCGUGAAAAGAAAAAGGAAGGGAACUUACCCUCUCUCCCCAAUCCCUCUCCCGAUCAGUACAUUUUCACCGAAACUUAAAACGUACCUUUCAUGACCAUAAUAUUUGUAACUAUAAUUUGUAAGUAGGACUUUCUUGAUUUUGUGUAUUUAUUCAUUACUUAAUUUUUGUUUCAUUUUUUUAUGCUUAGUUUUUGGUUGAGGGCCAAGCGUAUGUUAUCUGUGGAUUUCAAGUUAAAAUUCUCAUUAAAAAUCUAUCUAUCCAUCCUAUCAAAACCUGUUACGCAGGCCUUUUCUGGAUGGCACACAGACAAUUUUUCAGAACCAAAGUUUCUUGGAUGCAUAGAUAAUCAAAUUAUUUUACCCACGGUGCUCCACUACUAUGCAUUUUAGGAGUGUGGAUACUCCAAUUGAUACAGUACUGAUCCUUAAUGUAGAUAUUGCCUCACUAGUACCACACUUUGUUAACAUUAGAGUGAAUUUGUCUGAUAUCAUUCCAAAUUUUGUUUGUUUAUAGUCCGCUGUGGAGUUAGUAGAAUUUGUUCGAUUCUUGCGCCUUCUUGCUGAUGGUCCUGGCCCAGUUGUUGUUCACUGCAGGUAACUGAAAUCUUCAUACGCCUGGAAGUAACUUUUGAUUGUACCUGGUGUAAUUUGUAUUGAUUUUAGUAACUGUUCAAAUGUUUUGUUGAUCUUUCAGUGCUGGAAUUGGUAGAACAGGUGCUCUUAUCACCAUAGAUGUGGCAAUAGGUCUCAUGGAAAGAGAUUUACCGGUAUGCAUUACAACUUAUUUUGCAACAAAAAUAAGCAGUAAAAACACAUGGCAUUUUCAAUUGAUGACUGCAGCUGGCGUUAUGCUGUACAUACAAAAAAUCGUAACCAUUUUUUAAGGACUUUUCAAGGACCACAUUUGAUUUUCAAGGACCACCUUCCAGGAAUGUAAUUUCACAGAUUGUACAAAAAUGCACAUUCCCAGUCCAUUCUACCAGGACUUAAAGGCUUGAACUGUUUGCUGCACCAAAUUUUCUCUAUUUUUCAGUACUCUUGUCUUAAUUGAUACAAUUGAACCUCUCUACAACAGCCACCUUGGGGACAGAAGAAAGUGGUCGCUGUAGAGAGGUUUAAAACAAGAGUCAAUGCAUGGAUUUUUUGUCCACCGGGACGAAAAAAAGUGGCCAUUGUACAUGUAGAGAGGUGCCGGUUAGCGGAGAUUCGACUGUAGUUAAUUAUUGCAUAAAACAAAAAUCGCUUUAUGUAAAUCACCUAUAUGUUCUGUGUUGGACAACCAAGAAGCAUUAAAAAGCAUCUUACAGGCUACUACAUUUGAAGUUGAAGAAAAUUCAAGGACUUCCCCUAAAAUUCAAGGACUAGCAAGACUGUGCAAACCCUGUUACUUCACACAGCAGGCCAUUGUUGAAACAUCACAUCUUUUUGUGUAACACACAAAUAGAAAAUGUAAAAAGCUGCACCUAACGCUAGGGAGUGGCUCAUUUAUGUUUAAUCAACGGUCAGCAGUUCAGUACAUUGUAAUAAUUGAGUUGGGUGACAACCAUCAAUGCACGCGGUUUUUCUUUUUCACUUUUGACAGUUUGAUGUCAACAAGAUUGUGAGAAAACUUCGUGAACAGAGGCAAGGCAUGAUUCAAACAAAGGUAAGUGAAUUAAGAUCAUGUUGACAACAGCCAGCUACCCUUUGUUUUACAAAAAUUAAUGAUAACAUACCAAGGUUGAAGAACUAGAAGGCAAUGUAUUCUGUUUUGUUUUUUAGCACUAAUUUAGUACCAAACAGUUGUUUAUUCUUUGUUCUUUACAAUUUUGUUAUAGGACCAGUACAUGUUCUGUUACAAGGCCUGCCUGGAAGUUCUUAUGUCACUGACUGCCAGCUAAUUUACAAUUACCCCCCGGCGAAAUGUUUUAGUAGUUUAAUUUAUUUGCACCGUAAACGUCUCUUCACUUGUGGCAAGUUAGUUACAGAGAUGAGGGACAGUAACAUGUUUAAACCUCCAUGUAUCAAAAUACCACGGAUGUAGAAUAUUUUUAAAUUGAAGUAAAAUAUUUUACUUUACAAUAAAGUAAGUAGAUUGUUAAACAAGCUUAACCUGCAUAAUGUUAAUUUUCAUACCUUUCACAUCAUUCGAAAAAUGUUUUUAUUUUACAGCUACUGUAGUAUUUUGGUCUGUUUCAAGUUGUACUGUUAUAUAUUUGUUAAACUGACACUAAAAUAGUUGCCCAUUAAAGUAGGGAAUAGGGGAUAACAGAUCCCCUUCUGAGAUUUUAAUCAUAUUAAUUCAGUAUUUUUUGAUAAUAUUAUAAUAUAUGAAAGUACCAUGCAAAUUAUAAUCUCAUCAGUCUACACUUUUUAAACAAUUUGAACACCAUGAAAAAUUAUUAUGGAAAAUUAAUGUGUAUUUACUAGGGUAGUAGUUAUUUAUUCCGUUUGAUUUUUUAUUGAUUUAUUUAAUAUCGAUUUUUAUUUCUUUUUUCCCUGAAAUGAUAUUAAUUUUAUUCUGAUUCAUACGUGUUUAAUGCCUCGGUUUGUAAAGAGAUUCCUAUCUACAAUCUUUUUUGACCUGAAACCUCUAGACUGCUAGCACACCCUUAAGAUUGUAGCACAGGCAAGCUUGUUAUGUUUGCCCAUGCGACAAUCCUGAGAAGUCUUUGGAACCUCGAGUAAAGUUAUCAAAACUCAAAAGACUGAAGAUAAAGAUCGAUAUAUGAAGAAAACUAUCAUGCCACUGAUUUUUAGAGUGUUGAGGUGGUUACAUGAAAAUUGUGGGAAUUGGGGUGGGGAACUUAUUGUAAAAGUCUAGAUAUUUUUGUCAUGUGGAUGCAAGGGUCUUAGAUCAAGUGUUACGUGUUCAAACAAACAAGAAAAAGAAUAUUCUUCUUUGUGGAAAUAAAGC